CAAAGACCUUUGCAAGUAGCAAUGUGGGCUUGGUGAUCACCCAGGUAUUUAAUGUUCAUUUUACUGUUUAAUAGGCAGUGGCAUCUCCAGGAUUCAUACUUGGGAGGGGGUACAUAAGGGGCCAGGGACAAAAGUAGGGGGGCAGUUAUAAAAUGUGUUUAUAAUAUUUAUAUAUACACAUACACAAAUACAUACAUACACAGGGCUCGAUAAAAUCCAGGUGCCAUGGCAACUAGACAUUUUCACCUGGCAGCCCUUUGCUAAGCCUCGCAGGAAACAUUAAAGCCAGCUGCCAUGGGGAGCAUGGAGGCGGCGCACAAGGGAGCAGUAACCUUCCCGCUGUUCCUCUCUGCUACCUUGCGCACUGUUUAGUGACAUGACGUCACUCCUACAAAGAGCGCACAGGGGAGCAGAGAGAAACUGCAGGAAGAUUGAGAGGAGACACACUGGACGCCAGGGAAAGAUCCAUUCAGCUUUUCCAAAGGUAGGGAGGAUUUAAAUUAAAAUAAAAAUAGCAAUUUGUGAGAAAAUGUGUGUGUGUCUCAGUCAGUGUGUGUCUCAGUCAGAGAGUGUGUGCCUGUCACUGUAUGUCUGUCAGUGUGUGUCUCAGUCAGAGAUUAAGGACUGAGCUUGCGUAUGGGGAGGCGAUCUUCCAUGCAGGGCAGAGCUUGUGUGCUGCAGAAGCUGCUGCACAGUGGCGGAACUAACGUAGAGUGGGCCCUGUUGCAAAAAGUGUUUUUGGCCCCCUAAAGACACAUGCCCAUCGAGUGACCCUAAUUGCACGGGCCACUCGAUAGGCCCCGGUGUAACCACAACACCAGCACUCCCUGUAGUUCCACUGCUGCGCCUGCCUUAUUACAGGCAACACACCUUUUCACGGAAACAGGAAAACCUUUUCAGGAGAUGCAAGAUAAUGUUCCAUGGUGUUUAGAAGGGGCAGUGGUGAAGUGUGUGUAUAUAGGAGUCUGUUUAUGGCGCACUAUGUGUAACUAGGGGCUGUAGAGGCCCUGGGGAGAUAGCGCAGCUAAGCGGACAAGGGCACAUGUAUGAGUGUGGGGAUAGAUGCAUGCAUGGUAUUGGUUGGGAAAGAGUGUGUGGGUGGGAUUAUGUUCUGUGUAAGUUAGUGUGGGGGAGGUCUUAUGUUAGUGCCACUUAGUGCCACUUGGGAUUCGGGCCAGCAAGCAGCUUCCUGUCCUCCUGCUCCUGUUUGCCUGGGCCUGCAGGUUUACCAGCUUGAGGGAUGAGAUUGAGGCCUACUGGCUUCCCUCCAAGCUGCUCUAGCGUGGUUGGUGGCCGGUGACUCCUGACUCAGGUACUCUCCUCUCCCCUGGGUGGCUGCCGGUGUGGGUGCUCCCCCCUGCAGCCUGUGUCCCUCUGGGGCCUUCCCUGUGGCCCCUGCUCCUGGGGGCCGCGAUGGUGUCGGCCGGCAUUCCAGCCCGCCGGCUCCGCUACCCCCCCAGUGCUGCUCCUUGGGCCCGGUUGAGGAGGUGUAACCGGGGCCCGAGGCUUCUCCUGGCCGCGUGUCUGAGGCUCCAGACAAGCGGCCUACAGCUGCCGCGAGGAUGCACGGCCUACUACCGCCGCGCAGGACUUGCAGCCUCCCCCUCCUGCAGCCAGAUCACGGGCUGCGGCCUCUGGCGUUGAGAUUCGCGCCGGAAACUGUAAGAGGCGGGAGGCACAUCCUGCGCCCUCUGUGGCCGGCCAAAGGCCUUCUGACGGGGCGCGACUGCGGGGCCUGGGAUGGGGCACCGGCGGUGAGUGAGCCCUGCGGGGCCGAGAUGGGACUGCCCCGAUGCCGUUGGGGAUGUGGGGGGACAUCUCCUGGGGGCCUCCUUUGCCAGUGAGGAUGGCGCCCCGGGGGUCUCUCUCCCCUGCACCCCCUCUUUUUUUCAGUUUCUCCCCCCCUUCUUUGUCUCUGGACUGGUCCCCCCCAGUUGGCGUUUCGUGUUUUUUCUUCUUUUCUUUCCCUCCAUUUUCCCUUCUCUCUGUUCUCUUGCCCCUUCCUCUCUCUCUGUUUCUCUCCUCUAUGACCUCCCUCCCCCCAUCCCCCUUCUCCCCCCAGCCCCCUUCCAAUGCUCUUACCUGUUCCUGGAUCUUCUCUGACUUCUGUUCUUCUCUCUCUGCCUUCUGCCCUUCUCUCUCUGCCUUCUGUUCUUCUCUCUGCUGGUUACUUACCUCGGCUGCCUCCUGGUGGCACGUCCUCUCCAUGCCAUUCUCACAGGUCCUGGCUGCAGUUCAUAGAAGCUGUGGAAGCAGUGGAAGCUGAUUUCAAUGUCUUCUGCCUGGACUUCUACGCUUGUUAUGCCGCGGGUGGUGCACCGGGCAUUGGCUGGUGAGUACGUUGUUCCUUCUUGUAUACAGUCGGAUCCCUAUAGAGCUAGGGGGGAGUGGGUCUUAGCGCGCGCAAAAAAAAAAAUAAUAAAAAAAAAAAAAAAUUUAAAUUUGGAAAUGUCAAAUAAAUAAAUAAAACUGAAUGAAUACAUGGAUAGCAUGUGAAGUAAAAGAUUUAAAAAAAAUGAUUAAAUACAAAUUAAAAAAACUAACAAAAAAAACCUGAAUAGAAUGAGAAAUAAAAGAUUCACAAAAAACGGUACCUGGAUGCCGCUUACCAGGGAGUCCACUCCGGUUAUUUAACCCCCCCCCUCCCUUUUAUCAGUAUUUAUCAUAUGUUAUAAUCUAGCGCAGCUAAUAGCGCUGGCGUUGCCUCCCAGGAGGCGGGCGGUUAGGGUGCUUGGGAGGGACUCCAGGAGGGGCGUGGGGGGUAAAUACUGUAAUCGGUUGCACCCCAUAAUGCGCGGGAAAUGUGUCAGGGCAUCGUAUGUUCUGGAUAACAUUGUCGGGGAGAGGGCUCCCCAGGUAUGCUCCACGUUCUGCGGUCAGGACACUCUGUGGGACGCAUGUCGUUCCUACGGUGAGCUGUGUUGGUGGCAUAAAAAAAAACAAAAACUGAAAAUGGGGUCCUUGUCUGUUCCAGCACGAGGGCUCCGGUCGCAGGGGGGCCCAUCCCGUCCCCCGCGGUUUUUCUUGCGGGCAAUCUGUCGGGAUAGGGGACGAGCAGGACCUUUCGGCCCAUAUGAGACUUCCUCCCGACCAAUUUUAGGGUGCCCCCGAAGUCCGCUCCGCGGUUCCCCCUCUUGGGUUAUGGUGCCCAUAGAGGGGCAGGGUCAAUAUUGCAUGAUUUCUUAUUUACUCAGUUGUCGUUCCCUCCAAGGGGUUAGGUAUGGGAGGGCAUGACACAACGGUCCGCGUGGUUAGGGCUGCAGGGCUCUGGGGCCUUGCUGACAAAGGCAGCACUGGAAUUGGCUUUCCGGUUGCUGCCGAUGCGACAGGCAGGUUAUUGUUUUGCAGGCCGUAUUUCUGACAGUCAGUGUUAUGUGGCUAUGUGCCUCCGCACGGGUGGCUCUUAAUGUCGCCUAUGUGUGGGGCCUACAGUGUCGCGCUCGGCUGCUGUGGUGUUUUUCUUGUGGUAGUGUUUCAGAGUUCCGUGGGUCGGGAUACGCACGGUAGUCUCCUGGAUAGUGGGAUCGAUUCUGGCCGGGGAACGUCGGUUGCCCCGGACUGCGGUUUAGGACAUACGGUGGGAGGUGUCGGUGGUUUUGGGGGUGUUGGUGGUUUCAGCUGCGCUACCCGUGGCCUCUCCUGGGUAAGCUGGGCUUUGCCUGUCGGUGUUGCCCUUGGGGCUGUAUGGGGUUUCCUUCUGGGCUUGCGCCACUGUUUCAAAGGGCUUGAAUGGUGGGGGUCAGGGUGGUAGGUUCCUUGGGUUCACCCUGCCGGUCUCCGAAUGUCUUUCUCUCCGCGGUUACGGUCAUCCCCCACCCCCCCGGAAUAGAGAUGGUGGGAUGCUAAUAUGUAAUUUGGGCCAGGAGGCAGGGGCGAGUGGUUGGAUCUUACGCCUUCGGAAGCGGAGGUUCGGUGGUCUGGCACCAGAUUCAUGAGGGGGGUGUGGCUCCUCCUCAUCCGGGGUCAGCUGUCCCGCCUCCUGGGGGUACCAGGGUUUUUUUUAUCUCUGGGUGGAAUGACCUGGGUUUGGUGACGGUUUGGGAUUUGGGUGCUCUUAAAUCUGCACAUUUUAAGCAUUCUGUUUCUUCCCAGAGGUUCUCAGGGGCUGGGCUAUUGCCCGUUCCUGUUGGCAGUGCGCUCAGCAAUGUGAGUGCCCUGGUGCGCUGCCGUCGGAAAUCGGACGAGAUGGGUUUCUAGGUUUGUCUUGGGGGCUUGGGGGAUUCCAGAUCGACUUAGGGUUUGGCCAGAUGUGACCUAGUUAUCUCGAGGGGAUGUAUGCGCUUGCUGGAGGUCGGACUAGGCCUAUGUUAAUCUAGCGCUGCAAGAAGUGGUGGAACAGGCCAUGGCUGGUUGUGGUGGGCUCCCCUGCUGAUUUUAGGUGUAAAACAGCGGGGUUGUGGUGGGAGUAUGUCCUUGCCAAUUGAGUUUGAGGGGUUACGUUUAAAUAUAUGGAAUGAGAUGAACACGUUUUUAAUGUCUCAACCUCCCCUUCAAACGGUUAACAUUAGAUUACCUGAGGUGUCGUGCCUAUCGAGCGUGGAUAAGGUCGGCUGGUGGCGGGCAUUGGAAAGAUAUGAUUUUAUGACGAGGGGGGAGGUGAGAGGAAGUGGUGAUUAGGAAUCACCGUAUGUUUAUUGGCAAGGAUGGUUGAGUCACUGUAUAACACUAUGUGUGGAGUCAUAUGUAUAAAUGUUAAUUUAUGCCUAUUUAUGUCUAACGUUUUUGGUUACAGUAAAAGAAGAGAUUUAAUAAAUAAAGUUAUGGGUGUGUUAUGCAGAAAUUUAGUUUGUGAUAAUAAAUGCUGUGGCCUGUUUCAUCCAUACUACGUGUUCUGUCGUUAUUGGGGGGUUGAAUGGGGUUAGUUUAUGUACUAGGCUGCAUUGUGUAUAGGAGCUUUUGAGAUUGUGUGUGUGCUGACCUGUAAAGUGUGUGCGUGUGCUAGCAAAAACCAAAAAGAUUAUGGUGGGGAAAAAAAUGUGAUUGAAAACCCCUUCCACCUGAAGUCUGUGGAUAGUUAAUACAAUGUUAAACAAAAAUCUGCAUAUGCCCACCCAGAAUCCUUUGCGGUAGUGACAUCACUGCAAAUUUGUGAUUUCUAUGGGAAUGGUGUGUAAUGGGGUGAAGCAUGCAUGUAUGUGUGGGAGUGAAGGAAUGUGGGGAAGAAGUGUGUAUGUGGGUGAAGAGAUGAUGUGUGUGAGGGGUGCACUGCGUGUGUAUGCAAAGGUGUACUCUGUGUUGGUGGGAGUAUGUGUAUGUGGGGGAUUCCCUGUCUGUGACGGUGUACUGUGUUCAGGAGGGUGUAGAGAGUGGGAUAGGGAAGAGCUUAACAAUUUUUACUUUAAUAAUUGUUUUUUUUUUAAAAAUUAAAAAUAUUCGCCUUUCCCUGAUCUUACCUUUCAGGGAGGGGGUGACACAAUCAGAUCUGACCGCAAGUGACCUCAAGUGUACACACUUACACAGACUGACCCAUACAAACCCACAGACUGACACACAUACACACUGUUCCCCCACACCAGGGCCGCCAUCAGGGGGUGACAACCGUGACUAUUGUCACGGGCCUGGCGGCCCUGGGGGGCCCGGACUGCUCUGCUCUGUGAAUGUUUACAUGGUGUGUUCAAUAAAAACAUGGCAACAUUUCAUUCUUUGUUUGUUAUUAGUUUAAGCAGACUGUGAUUGUCUAUUGUUGUGACUUAGAUGAUGAUCAGAUCACAUUUUAUGACCAAUUUGUGCAGAAAUCCAUAUCAUUCCAAAGGGUUCACAUACUUUUUCUUGCAACUGUAAAUAUAUUAAUUCUACUUAUAUAUUUAUGUAAUAUUUUUACAUAAUUAGGUCAUUUUAUUAAUUACAAUUUCCAGGACCUGCCUGAUAACCCAGGCAGAAAGUCCAGAGAAUUUAAUUUACUAGCACUAUAUUUAACCCUGUAACUUUCUAAGACUCCCUAAAACCUGUACAUGGGGGAUACUCUUUUACUCGGGAGACUUUGCUGAACACAAAAGUAUCUGACAGGACUGUCAUCCCACAGUCAGUAAGGGGGGUUGUGACAGGCUAGGGGGGGUCUAUGACAGGUUGGCGGGGCUGUGACAGGUUGGGAGGCUGUGACAGGGUGGGGGGGCUGUGACAAUAUGUGUGGGUGGCUGUGACAUGGUAGGGGGGCUCUGAGAGGGUAAGGGGGCUGGAUGGGCUGUGACAUGGUGUGGGGGCUUGAGGGGCUGUGACGGUGGGGGGUGGAGUGGCUGUGACUGUGUAGGGGGCUGGAGGGGCAGUGACAGAGGGGAUGGGGGGCAGUAACAGGGGGUAGGGGGUGGAGGGGCUGUGACAGGGUGUGUGUGGAGGGGUGACAGGGUUUGAGCAGAAGGGUGACAGGGUGGGGGCUGUCAACCCACAGCCAGUAAGGUGAAAUGUGACAAGGUAGGGGGGUUGUGACAGGGUGGGGGCUGUGAGAGGAUGGGGUGGGGACUGUGACAAUGUGUGGGUGGCUGUGACAGGGUGGGUGUGGGAGCUGUGACAUGGUACGGGGGCUGUGACAGAGUAAGGGGGCUGGAGAGGCUGUGACAUGGUUUGGGGGCUUGAGGGGCUGUGACAGGGUGGGGGUGGAGUGGCUGUGACAGGGUGAGUGUGUGUGGAGGGGUGACAGGGUGUGGGUGGAAGGGUGACAGGGUGUGGGUGGCUGUCAUCCCACAGCCAGUAAGGUGGGUUGUGACAGUCACAGGUGGUAUUGGGGGUGAAAGGGCAGUGAGAGGGUGUAGGGGGAUGGAGGGGGUAUGACAGUGGGUAGGAGGGGCUGUGACAGGGGUAGAGGGGCAGUGACAGAGUAGGGGGAGGAGGGACAGUAAGAGGGUUAGGGGGUAUGGGGGCAGUGACACUGGGGAUGGAGGGGCAGUGACAUGGUUGGGGGGGGUGGAGGGGCAGUGACAGGGGAUGGGGCAGUAUCAGACAGUAGCGGGAUGGAGGGGCAGUGACAGGGGGUGAUCGGAGAAGGGGCAGUGAAAGGGGAUAGGGGGAUGAAUUGGCAGUAACAGAGGGCAAGUGGGGUCGAGGGGCAGUAACAGGGUGUAGGGGGUAGUAUCAGGGGGUAGGGGGAUGGAGGGGCAGUGACAUGGUUAGGGGGGAUGGAGGAUGCUUCUGUGCAGAGCUGAGCUUCUUCUCCCCUUCUCUCCCCUGCUCUGCUCUCCGUGACCCAGGAGGAAGUCCUCCCAGGACAGUGCCCCCUAUGGCCACACGUGGGAAAAGGGUGGAACAUGGUUCCACAGUGACAGCACUGCUGCAGCCUGCGCAGGGAGACUCAGUGCUCCUGACUUCAAUUUCAAUUGGGGGGGAACAAGGGAAGGCAUUGCAUGAUGGUGGGGGGGGGGGGGGACAUGCACACUGUCUCUUACUAGUACACUCCUGCACUUUCUUAACCCAUAAAACUUUAUAUUUACCCUACCUUCACCUGCUCUUGAUAUUCCAAUUAUUUCCAAUUUACUUUUUCCCAGUUUAGCUGUCUUCUCCUCCUCUUCAUCUUCUCCUUCUCCCUCAAUGUAAAAAUCUCUCCUUACACCCACAUCACUCAUCCCCAACCAGGGCUGGUGCAAGGAUUUUUGCCGCCCUAGGCAAACAAAAAUUUGCCUCCACCACCCCAUAUAUCCUGCCCAUCAUGUUACAUCACAAUGCCCCACCCAUAUGCUCUGCCAUAUGGGCCAACACCAGUUCUGCACAAAGUGUCUUUUAUCUGAAAAGGCAGUGUGUUUACAUGAAAAAGCCUGCAGGCACAUUAAGCUGUAGUGGUUCUGGUGACUAUAGUGGCCCUUUAAUGUGAGGUAAAUUAGAGAUUAGUGUCACUAAUAAUAUAUUGGAUUGCCUACUUACCACCAGAUGAGGACAAGAGGAUGAUGAUGGGCUGCAGUCUGGCUCCACAGGUCUAGUGUAGAAGAGGCUCUCUGGAGACUGUUUGUAACAGUGCUCACAACAAUUAAUGAACAGGAAGCAGCUCCAUUUUUUGGGGCCCCUUACACAGCUCAUGGUCUGGGCCCCCAAGGCCUGACCAUGAGUAUGCUUACAAGGCCCACCCAUAAAUCCACCUAAAUGGCCCACCCAUUAGUUUUCACACAGGGAGUGGAGUGUAUCUGUGUACGGGAUGUGUUGUGUUAAUGUAGAGGAUGUAAUGUGUGUGUGUUUGUAUGGAAUAUAGUGUAUAGGGAUACCAAUUUGUAAGGGAUGCAGUGUGUGUUUGUGUGUACGGAAUACAUUGUAUAUUUCUAGGUGUGUGUGUAAUGGAUGCAAGGUGUGUUUCUGUGUACGUAAUUUAAUGCAGUGUGUGUUUGUAAGGGGUGCAUUGUGUGUGUGCAAGAGAUGCAUUUUGUUUGUGUGUGUGUGUGUGUGUGUGUGUGUGUAAGAGAAGCAGUGUGUGUAUAUGUAAGGGAUGCAUUGUGUGUUUCAGUGUGUCUGUGUAUGAGUAGGGAUUCAUUGUAUGUUUCGGUGUGUGUGUGUAUGGAUGCAUUGUGAGUUUCUGUCUAUGUGUAAGGAUGCAUAGUGCUCUCCCCUCCUGUCAGUUAGUGAUCUCUCUUCUCUCCUGUCCCUCAGUGUUCUCCCCUCCUGUCCCUCAGUGCUCUCUCCUCCCCUCCUGUCCUAAUUCGACUUUUCUGCAGCUUUUGACACUGUUGAUCAUCAACAGCUUCUUCUCAUCUUCCGUAAUAUCGGUCAACAAGAUAUUGCUUUCUCCUGGUGCUCCUCCUACCUCUCCCAGCGCUAUUUCAGUGUUUCUUUCUCUUGCUCUGCUUCUCCCCAACUCCUCUCUGUUGCUGUCCCUCAAGGUUCAGUCCUUAGUCCUCCACUGUUCUCUAUCUAUACUUCCUCCCUUGGUAAACUCAUUAGCUCUUUUGGCUUCCAAUAUCAUUUCUAUGCAGAUGGCAUGCAAAUCUAUCUAAUCUCUCCCCGCCCCACUUGACUAGUAUCUCUCACUGCCUCUCUGCUAUUUCUAACUAGAUGGCUGCCCACUUCCUUAAACUCAACUUGACCAAAACUGAAAUUCUUGUCUUUCCUCCCUCAAGUGUUGCUACUCUUGUGUCUGUCUCCCUCCAAGUCGACAGUGCUACCAUCAGCUCCACCACGCAGGCUCGCUGCCUAGGUGUUCUCUUUGACUCCAACCUCUCCUUCGCGCCUCACUUUUAGUCUAUCGCCAAAUCCUGCCGCUUCUGUAACGGCUACCCAGCUGUAGAGGGGUAUCUGCCGUUGGAGAUGUCCUUUUCUGUGCAAGCUGCUGUGUAGUAAUGGAGUCCUGUCGUUCGGUAGUUUCAGCACGAACUUACGAGCUCCUGGAGGUCUCAGCGGUGUUCGCCUGUUUGCGUAUCCGUUUUUAGUUCCAUGCGUUCACAGGCAAACACCGCCGUUCAUGCGUAAGAUGGCCGCGAACACGUGUAAAGUCCCGAAAUGGCGGCCACCUAUUCUGAGACAAAGGGAUUCGUCUGAACCAUGCGAACGGCUGUCCGGUCUUAGUCAAGGUAAAAGUUCCGUUUGCCUGGACAGUCCGUCUGCAUUCCCAUUAAACCGGCCAGGGCGAUACUGAAUGGAGAAGUUGUAUGGUUGUAGUGCCAAGCUCCAUCUUAGUAAUCGUCCAUUGUCCCCAGCCACUCGGUUCAGCCAGACUAGGGGGUUAUGAUCUGUGAUCAGUGUGAAUUCUUGGCCGUAGAGGUAUGGGGUGAGCUUCUUUAGGGCCCAAACCAGGGCUAGACACUCCUUUUCCACUGCCGCGUAACUCACUUCCCGAGGUAAUAGUUUCCUACUCAGGUACGCGACAGGGUGUUCCCCUCCAUCUUCCCUGACCUGGCUCAGAACUGCCCCCAGUCCGUACAUGGACGCAUCUGUAUGGACAACAAAUCUUUUGUUAGGGACGGGGGCAGACAAAACCGGUGCGUUGAUCAGGGCUUGUUUCAGGGUUUGGAAUGCUGUUUCGCAGGCGGGAGACCACAGGACUACUCUUGGCAAAUUUUUCUUUGUCAAAUCUGUCAGGGGUUUGGCGAUGGUGCUGUAGUCAGGGACAAAUUUCCUGUAAUAUCCUGCUGUCCCUAAGAAUGCCAGUACUUGGGUCUUGGUGUGGGGUGUGGGCCAGUUGGCUACAGCCUCUACCUUCGCGGGUUCUGGUCGCUGUUUCCCACACCCUACCCUGUGUCCCAAGUACUGUACUUCGGCCAUUCCGAAAUUACACUUCUCUGGUUUCAGAGUUAGGCCUGCGGCCCUAAUCUGAUCCAGCACAGCCUCUACAUGUCUCAAAUGGUCUUCCCAAGUCUCACUAUAGAUCGCAAUGUCAUCCAGGUAUGCGCAUGCGAAUUCCUGGAAGCCAUCAAGGAGGCGAUCCACUAAGCGCUGAAAUGUAGCUGGGGCGUUCUUCAUCCCGAAUGGCAUGACCUUAAAUUGGUACAAGCCAAAUGGGGUGACAAACGCCGACUUAGGGAUAGCGUCCUUGGCCAGGGGGAUCUGCCAGUACCCUUUGCACAGAUCGAUGGUGGUCAGAUAGCGUCCCCUGGCAAUACGAUCUAAUAGUUCGUCUACCCGGGGCAUGGGGUAGGCGUCUGUCACGGUCCUAUCAUUGAGGCGUCGAUAAUCGACACAGAAUCUGGUCGUCCCGUCCUUUUUGGGGACUAGGACAACUGGGGAGGCCCAGGGGCUGUCGGACGGUUCUAUGACUCUAAGUCUUAGCAUCUCCUGAAUCUCCUUUCUCAUUUCCUCCUUUACAGCCUCAGGGAUUCUAUAGGGAGUCUGUCUAAGUGGGGUCUGUCCUGGUGUCUCCACAUAAUGUGUCGCUAAGGGUGUGUAACCUGGCUCCUGAGAGAAUGUCAAUCCUUUCUCAGCUAGCAAUUGUUGGAGUUGCUCCCUUUCUGUGGGAGUUAACCGCUCCCCCAGCUGCACUGUAUUAAGCAGAGUUUUAGGCUCGGAGUCUGCUAACAGAUCCGGGAUGGGGAGACUGUCAGGGUCUUCAGUGGCCGGGAUACAUAUGGCCGCUAUAUCUUCGGGCCUUUCUUGGUACUCUUUUAACAAAUUGACAUGAAAGGACUUCUGGACCCUUUCGUCUUGGCUACUGGCAAUUACAUAGGUGGUGUCACAUAUCUGCAAUACAAACACAAUGGAUGGAGCAAUUCUUGUUCUUUUCUCUUCUCCAAUAUAUUACUGCAGAGAUAGAGAAAUAUACAAAAUAGUGUAGACAGUUCACAAUAUGUAUUAAAGUGCAAUAAGUGCAAGGAAACACUCACAAAAUCAGAGCCAAGGGACCUGGCUCUGGUAUAGAUGAUUUCUGGAUCUAUUAUAGGGUGAUCCUGACCCUUCUGUAGCUGGUGAGAUCUCCAAUAAGUAGAAGAGGAUCCAGAGGAUGGAAUGAAAAGUAACUUUAUUACUAAAAUAUAUAUGUAAAAUAAUAAAAUAUGGAAGAAUAAAAAAUAAGUACAAAGUAGUAAGCCAAUACGCGUUUCGCCAAUUGUGGCUUCCUCAGUCAGCUUCUAACAAUACUUGUCCAGAUAAUGUCUUUAUAUAAGUCCUCAAUACCUUGUAUUUUGCGCCAAAAUCCGUUGUGGAACGCAUUCAUGCGUUCCAAAUCUCCGUUUGUAUUAAUUUCCUGCUUCCGGCGGCGGCCAUUAUGUGACGUCACUUCCGCAUUAUCACUUCCGGGGUUUCUCUCUGAGUGGAACGCAUAGUGCGCUCCACUCAUUCUGCUGUCUCCGGCUUUCACAACGGGACAUUCCAAUGGAACGCAUAUAUGCGUUCCAACGCUCCCACUGGUCCACAUCGUAGAGCUGCAUAUACUUUCAGUUCACAUAAUAGGGCACAAACAUGUGUCCCAAAAUUCUUCUUGGACUAUCUCCACACACCAUAUCUCAUGUAUAUAGGGACAAGGAUAUAUUUAGAUAUGUAUCGAAAUCAGCAUCAAUAUUAAUCAGCAUCAAUUUGUCACCUUAACAUAUUAAUUCAACUGAAAUAUAACCAAUCAUAACAAAUAUCAAUUAUAUCACCUUGACAUAUUCUAGCUUGAAUACAACCAUAUAUUCAAAUUCCCGAUUCUUAAAGUGACCAUGCUCUUUUUAUAAAAACAGUGAAUUUAAAAAAUACAGUGAAUUUUUAAAGGACAGUGAAUUUUUCAUGAAGUGACCAUGCCAAGUGGUAAAUAUACAGGUAAUAAAUACCUACAGUAAUUUAAAAUCUUUCUAGUUUUCUUGAAUUUUUCAUAAAGUGACCAUGCAAAAAUUACCAAAGUGCAUAUGCAAGUGGUGGAAUAUCUACAAUAAUUUAAUAUCUUUCUGCUAAAAAAAAAAUAAUAAAAAAAAAUUAAUAAUAAUAUACUAUAUUAAAAGAGAGUUUUAUCCUUAUUCUUUCUUCUUUCUUAAAACUAUCAGUUAAUUUAUAAAAAGUUAAUUUAUAAAAAGUUAAUUUAUAAAAAGUUAAUUUAUAAAAAGUGGCAUAACUCAAAAUCUUGGUUGAGUCCAUUUGGGAUUAGUGUUUUUAAGUUGUAAAUACACUUCAUCUCCUCUUCCCCAAUUUUUUUAUUAAAAUCGCCCCCCCUCCAAUCUCUAUGUACUACUUUUAUUGCGCAAAAGGACAUCUUUUUUGGGUCUUUAUUGUGAUACAAAUUAAAAUGAUUGGAGACACUAUGUGUGUCCAACCCUUUUUUUAUAUUUCUGAUAUGUUCUUCAAUCCUUAUAUGUACAUUUCUAAUUGUUCUUCCUACAUAUAUAAGGUCACAAGGACAUUUUAAAAUAUAGAUAACAUUUUUGGAAAAACAAGUUAGCUGGUUUCUUAUCACAUAUGGUGUCACAUAUCUGGGCCACUACCUUGUAAGGGCCUUGCCAGGAGGUCUGUAGCUUGUUUCCCUUGACCGGUCUAAGUACCAGAACCUUCUGACCUACUUGGAACGUUCUCAGCCGGGCGCCCCGAUCAUACCAGUGUUUCUGAUGGCCCUGGGCUGCCUGGAGAUGUUCUCGGGCCAUUCUGGCUAGGUGCCCCAUGCGGUCCCGCAUCUCCAGUACAUAAGGUACGAUAGGAACGCCCUCAUGCUCCAUCUCUCCCUCCCAGUGCUCUCGGAUGAGGUCGAGGGGGCCUCGCACUCGCCGUCAAUAGAGCAGCUCGAAGGGAGAGAACCCUGUGGAUUCCUGGGGCACCUCUCGAUAUGCAAACAAGAGGUGCGGCAAGAAUCGCUCCCAGUCUCUGUAUUCCGCUGUAAAGGUCCGCAGCAAUUGCUUUAGGGUACCAUUAAAGCGCUCACAGAGACCGUUAGUCUGGGGGUGGUACGGGGAACUGAGCAGGGUCUUGACACCACAGACCUUCCACAACUGUUGUGUUAGGUCUGCGGUGAACUGGGUCCCUCGGUCGGAUAGGAUUUCCUGAGGGAAUCCCACUCUGGUGAAUAUCCCAACUAGGGCACUGGCGACAGUGUCAGCCUGGAUAUUCGUCAGAGCGACAGCCUCUGGGUAGCGGGUAGCAUAGUCCACUACUGUAAGAAUAUACUUCUUACCCGAGGGACUGGGGUUAGGUAGGGGUCCCACUAGAUCGACUGCCACCCGGCUAAACGGUUCCUCAAUCACGGGCAUGGGUGACAGUCGAGCUUUAGGGUGGUCCCCUCUCUUUCCUACUCGUUGGCAUGUAUCACAGGUACUGCAGUAACGCCGCACGUCCUUUGAGAUCCCAGGCCAGAAAAAGGUCUGUGUGAUCCUGUAGGCGGUGCGGUUACCCCCUAAGUGUCCUGCCAACGGAAUGUCAUGUCCAAUUCGGAGAAGUUCCAACCGGUACUUUCUGGGUACCACUAGUUGGCGCUUCUGUGAAGGGAUACAGCCUCUCCUCCUACCUUGUGUCAACCUGUAUAAUCUGUCACCUUCCCAUAUAAAACGUUCCCGCUCAUCCCCCCCACUGUCGGCUAAUUCCCGAUACUUUUGGAGAGUGGGGUCCUGUCUAGUCUCCCUCCCAAACUCCUCUGGGGUGUCCCAAGCUAUGGGUCUUUCUACCGUGUUAGGGCUGAGUGUCUGUUUGUGGUUUACCUGGGUCUCCCGGUCUGCUGGAGGAUCGUCUUCGAUACGGGUCUGUGAGCGGGUGGUCACGGGACAGGCAGCAGCAUUCGUGGGUAGAUAAGCUGAAGCCAGAGGGCCAAUGUCGUUGCCCAACACGACUUCAGCAGAUAAAUUGUCCAUGAUUCCUACUGUGGUCUUUCCCGACCCGACUCCCCAAUCCAAGUGUACCCGGGCAGUGGGUAAACGAAAAACAGCCCCCCCUGCGACACGGACAGCAACAGUGCGUGUAGAUACAUGCUCCGGUUUCACAAGAUGUUUCUGCACCAAAGUGAUGGUAGCGCCCGUGUCCCUUAGGCCUUGUGCCACCUGCCCAUUUACACGCACCUCCUGGCGGUGAUGCUGGCGGUUAUCUGGGGAUGCAGCUUGUAUGGGGUUUGCCUCGUAUAGGAUGCCCAAACACUCCUCAGGGCUCCCUUCGGUUUCCAGGCAGUGAGCAGCAGAGGUGCGUGAUGAAGGGGUCUCUGUGUUAUUGGUUGAUUGCCUCCAGUUGUUAUUGGCUGAUCCCAAGGGGCAAUAACGAGCAAUAUGUCCCGUGUUGCCGCAGCGAUGGCACGUAAUUUUGUAAGCAUCCCGGGGUUGGUUGUUAGACCCCUGAGGACGUGGGGGUCCUGGGGGUACUGGGGCUCGAAAUUCUGUGCGUGCAGCGGGCGUUGAGGUGCGUGGCUCUGCCCUAGAGGUUGGUCGUGUGGACCCUUGGCUCACCUUUCUCGACUCUGCGUAUUCGUCCGCUAGCCGCGCUGCCUCGAUUAAGUUAGCAGGGCGACGAUCUCUCACCCAAUCCUGUAUGUCUGCUGCCAGAUCUUGGAAGAAAUGUUCCAUUAGGAAUAGCUGUAGUACUUCCUCUCCGGUGUUGGCAUUGCACCCUCGUACCCAAUGUGAUGCCACCCUUUGUAUCUUGUUUGCCCAUUCCAUGUGGGAGUCUGCAGCCUUCUUUUUAGACUCCCUGAAGCGACGGCGAUACGUUUCCGGGGUGACGGCAUAUCGGGUGAGCAGUGCAGCCUUCACCCGGCGAUACUGUGCAAUAUCUUCCUGUACGUAGGCAAGACUUUUAGAGCCUUUAAAGAAAGGAUUAUGGAACAUGUAAGGUCCCCCAAGAAUCGCCUUGAAACACCAAUUUCGAGACACCUAAAAGAACACCAUCGAAGUGACCCCAGUAAUUUGAAAUUCUGUGGUCUGGGAGACAGCCACUAGAGGCUGGAUUAACCCUCAAUGUAAACAUAGCAGUUUCUCUGAAGCUGCUAUGUUUACAGCUGCAGGCUUAAAAUGAGGGGGACCUGGCACCCAGACCACUUCAUUGAGCUGAAGUGGUCUAGGUGCCUAUAGUGGUCCUUUAAGUAAUCCUACAGUGCUCAUGAGGCCAUUGCCGUGCAUGCGCAUUAGCUCUCCCUCGCCAACAUCAGCCAGAGGAACGUGGGCGGAUCCUGACCCAGCGCCGAGGGAUUCAGGUAAGGGACUGAAGGGGUUUAAAGGAUCACUAUAGGGUAAGGAACACAAAUUUAUUCCUGACCCUAUAGUGUUAAAACCACUAUCUAGCCCCCUUGGGCCUCUCAUGCCUCCAUAAAUAUAGCUAAAUCUUACUGUAUUCAAGCCUGAAGCUGUAACUCUGCAUGCUGUUUGCCUCAGAAAAACAAGCAGUCUGCUGACAUCAUCAGAAGUGGUAGCCUUGUCCAAUCACAAUGCUUCCCCAUAGGAUUGGCUGAGACUGACAAAGAGGCAGAUCAGGGGCAGAGCCAGCAUGAUUCAAACACAGCCCUGGCCAAUCAGCAUCUCCUCAUAGAGAUGAAUUGAAUCAAUGAAUCUCUUUGAGGAAAGUUCUGUGUCUGCAUGCAGAGGGAGGAUAUACUGAAUGUUUGGAUGCAUUUUAGGCAGCCAUAAAGGAUCUCAUAAACCCACAUAAAUCCAUCCUUGCAAGCACGCUGCCUUGGCGUCGUACUUUAUUCUGGCCUCACCUUUGAGCCUCACAUCCAGUAUGUUGCCAAAUCCUGUAGAUUCCAUUUUAAAAACAUAGCCCGCAUCUGCCCCUUUCUUACGCAAGAUGCUACCCAUUGUACAGCGCUAUGGAAUUUGCUGGCGCUAUAUAAAUAAUAAAAAAAUAAUUACCAAGGAGCUUGUACAUGCUCUAGUAAUUUCCAACAUGGAUUAUUGUAACCCUCUCCUAAUUGGUCUUCCCAAAAGCUGUAUUGUCCCGCUGCAGUCUGUAAUGAAUGCUGCCGCCAGACUUAUUUCCUCUCUAGUCGGUCCUCUCACACCUCACCCCUCUGUCAGUCCUUACAUUAGCUUACUGUAUCCUAUAGGAGUCAAUUCAAUGUGCUAAUCCAUAUCUAUAAAGCACUGAACAAUUCUAGCCCCUCUUAUAUCUCUUCACAGAUCCAUAGAUAUACCCCUUCUUUGUCUCUCCGCUCUGCCCGUGACCUUCUCCUGUCCGCUGCUCGCACCAGUAUGGCCAACUCACGUUUACAGGACUUCUCGCGGGCGGCUCCCUUCCUAUGGAAUAGCCUGCCUACCGCCAUCAGACUCUCCCCUAGUCUUCAAUUGUUUAAGAAGUGCCUUAAAACCCAUCUCUUUAGGAAAGCUUAUGGCCUCCCAGAGUAACCUCUACUUCACAUACCUGUCUCUUGCUCUCUCCUAAAGGGCAGCACUCUCUCCUCCAGCUCUGCUUCACUCCCACCUUAUUUGAUUGCUAUUUCCUGUCCUAAUGUGUUUUAUUCCCAUACCUCCUUUAGACUGUAAGCUCGUAUGAGCAGGGUCCUCUUCAACUUGUAAUUUGUGUUGUAAUUGUCCUAUUUAUAGUUAAAUCCCCCCUCUUAUAAUAUUGUAAAGUGCUACGGAAUUUGUUGGCGCUAUAUAAAUGAUAAUAAUAAUUAUAACUUUCCCCCACAGACAUUAGCCGAGACUUAAUGCUGGGAGUGAACUGGUUUAAUGGGACAUGGUACACACAAUUUAUACACAGACCCCCAGUAGGGGGUCUCCAUACAAUUCAAUAAAGACUCCUCCCCGGAGUCUCUGUGUCUGGAAGAUAGUGUUUUCUGCUAAAACUAAUUAUCUCGAUUACUUCGGUGAAGUUUAGCUAUUACUUCACUAUUCACUACCGGCCCGGUAAGCAAAAUGGGAAUGCAGGGACAAAGUAUCUAUAAUAUCUAACUGUCCCUAGAAAGGCCAUAACUUGGGUCUUGGUACGGGGUGUGGGCCAGUUUGUGAUGGCCUUAAUUUUGGCAGGCUCUGGUCGUUGCUUCCCACACCCCACCCGGUGUCCUAGAUAUUGCACUUCUGCCAUGCCAAGAUGGCAUUUGUCAGGCUUCAAGGUCAGGCCAGCAGCUCUAAUUUUAUCCAGCACUGUCCCUACAUGGAUCAAGUGUUCCACCCAGGAAUCACUGUAGAUCGCUAUGUCGUCCAGGUAUGCACAGACGAAAACCUGGAAGCCAUCAAGUAGCCUAUCCACCAUGUGCUGAAAGGUGGCUGGGGCGUUCUUCAUCACGAACGGCAUGACCUAAAACUGGAACAUGCUGAAAAGGGUAAUGAAGGCCGACUUGGGGAUAGCCUCCUCGGCCAGGGGAAUUUGCCAGUAGCCUUUGCUAGGUCUAUCGUGGCCAGAUAACCUCCCUUGGCUAUGCGAUCUAGAAGUUCAUCCACCCAGGGCAUAGGGUAAGCAUUGGUAACGGUCUGAUUGUUUAGUCGCCUAUAGUCCACGCAGAAGUGGGUAGGUCCAUCCACGAGGACUGCAGGUGAAGCCCACGGCUGUCGGAAGCCUCAAUUACCCCUAAACGGAGCAUUUCUUGUAUCUCCUUCUGCAUUCCCUGCACUGACUCAGGUAAAAGGUAGGGCGGUUGUCUGAGUGGGGUCUGACCUGGGAUUUCCACUUUGUGUACUGCCAAAGUGGUGUACCCUGGUUCCUGGGAAAGGUCUGUCGCUUACUCUCUGGUAGUUGACAAGCCUGUUUGGUCUCUGAACUGGACUGUCAGUCCCCAAACUGUUUUUGAUCGAUGAGAUCGGUUUGGGGGUCUCCUUCUAGGAGAUCGGGCAAGAGAAGGUUGUCCGGGUCAUCAGAGGCUGGGGUGCAUACUGAGGCUACAUCUUCCUGCCUUUCCUUAUAUUCUCUCAACAUAUUAAUGUAAAAGGAGCGCUGUAUUUUCUCAUCUGCACAGCUGGCUACUACAUAGGUGGUAACGCAUAGUUGCUCCACCACCUUGUAAGUUCCCUGUCAUGCUGCCUGCAAUUUAUCUUUGACUGGCUUUAGUGCUAACACUUUCUGUCCCACACGAAAACUACGCUGUCGGGUAACCUGAUCGUACCAUAUUUUCUGUCACCCCAUGGCUGCCUGGAGGUUUUCUUUUACCAUUUUAGUCAACUGUUCCGUGCGGUCUCAGAGCUCUAGUACAUAUGGCACUAUGGGGUCCCCUCUCGCCCAAUUUCCCCUUCCCAGUGCUCCCUAAUGAUAUCGAGGGGACCUCGUACCCUUCUCCCAUAGAGUAGUUCGAAAGGGGGAAAACCGAGUGGAUUCCUGCGGUACCUCUUAAUAAGCAAACAAAGAAAUGCGGCAGGACUCUCUCCCAGUCUCUGAAAGUGGCGGUGAACAUUUUCAACAUUUGCUUAAGAGUGCCAUUAAACCGCUUGCAGAGACCGUUAGUCUGGGGAUGGUAGGAGGAACUCAAGAUGGGUUUUAUUCCACAUACCUUCCACAGCUGUAACAUCUGCUGUGAAUUGGGUUCCCUGGUCUGAGAGGAUCUCUCUGGGAAAACCUACCUGAGAGAAUAUCCGGACCAGUGCAUCCUCUAGAGUUUCUGUCUGGAUAUUAUUUAAGGCAACUGCUUCGGGAUAGCGAGUAGUGUAAUCCAAGUAUAUACUUUUUACCGGAGGGACUAGGUCUCGCUAGGGGUCCUGUUAUAUCGACCGCUAUCUGGUUGAAUGGUUCCUCAAUGAUCGGCAUAGACAGCAGCCGAGAUUUGGGGUGAUCAACGUUCUUUCCUAUUACAGGUUUGGCAGUACUGCCGAACAACCCUAGAGAUUCCCGUCCAAAAGAAGUUCUGGGUCACUCUAUGAGGUACAGGUACAUCGUGUCCGAUCUGUAAGAGUUCCAACCUGUACUUCCUUGGAACUACAAGCUGGCACUUCUGGGAUGGGGCUGCCCUUCUAGUAUGAGUCUCGGUUAUCCUAUAUAGGUUUCUGCUCCAGGAACUUCCAAUCAACCCAGUCUCCCAACACGGCUUGCUAUCCUGCUACCAAGUGUGAGGCAGCUCUAUGGAGGCAGCAAGCCUAUUCAGCAUAGGAGUCUUUAUCCUGCUUUCUCAAUUCCCUGAACCGCCUGCGAUAUGCCUCAGGGGUGACAGCAUACCUGGUUAGCAAGGCUUCUUUACUCUGUUAUACUGACGAAUCUCCCCAUCAGGUAUGGCUCGAAAUUCCUCAGCAGCUCUCCCUGAUAAUUUCCCAGCCAGGAUUGGUACCCAUUCAUCCUCUGGUACUUUGUGUAGAGCGUACCCAUCAAUCUCAUCCUCUGCCUCUUGGAAAGCUUUAAAUGCUGCAAAAGGUUCCUUCCCUGGUUCUGGCUGUGUGCUGGAUUUUGAGUAGGCGUAGUUGGUAUUCCCGCUUGUCUCUCGCUUCGGCAACUGCGUUCGCCAAUACUUGCAUGAUUAUUUCUGCAGGAGGGUUUGGCCCGAACAAGGCCAGGCGAAGCCGAAUAUCCCGCAUCUGUUCGGAUUCUUUCACGUUUGGUAAAACUGCUUCGGCAAGAGGGUUUGUUCAAUCCAGGUCCAUGAAUUUGGCAAGUAAAGCACAUUUUGUACGGUUGCUAGCAAUUUGUCCCCGGCUCUCCAGCAAGUCUUUUAGUGUGGAUCGCUCUAGCUGUUCGUAGCCAGCCUCCAUCUGCUUAUCUGCAGCUAGUUCCCGGGUUCAGUAUCCACUCAUGGCAAAAAGAACCGUCCCACCGGUGCCACCAGAUGUGGCGGCCAACAAGAUAGAGAUACGGGUCUCGCUGCCAAGGAUGUCCUUUUUCCUUUCUCUGGAACUCUGCUGCACCUGAGUCAGUGAUAUAGCUGCUAAGUGAUUAUAGCUUGCCAUGUGAUUAAGGCUCUGGAGUGAGUAUAGCUUUCCCCCACAGACAUUAGCUGAGAUUUAAUGCUGGGAGUGAACUGGUUUAAUGGAACAUGGUACACACAAUUUAUACACAAGCAGGGUAACAGACUCCUCCCCGGAGUCUCUGUGUCUGGGAGAUAAUUGCGUGUACUAUGCUUAAACUAAUUAUCUCCCAGGCACAAAGGUACAAUGCACAAAAUAUUAAACACCCCAAAACAUACACAAUAAUACAAGGGACCCCCACAAGGCUUAUAUCCCCGGAUAGCCUGGAUCUGAGACCCUAUAAUCAUGGGCGUAGGAACCGGGGGGGAUGGGAGGGACGUAUCCCCCCCAGCAAAUCAUGCGGGGGGGACUGGUUAUGGGGAAAUCCCCCCCAGCCCCGCCGGCCCCCCCAUGUUGCAGCCGCCGAGCGCUCUGUAGAGAGCCUCAGGCGGCUGCAGCUUUGCCCGGGCGGUGCGUCCAUGAGGGCGGACCGCACCGCCCGGGCGCAGCCUGAGGAGAGGGGCUGACAGGAGGAAAGCGCUCAGCGCUCCCUCCUGUCACUCCCUCUCUGUAGCGUGGCCGAGCCCAGUAUCAUGGUCCGCGGGUACAGGGAGCAUCUGUCUCCUGUACCCGGCCGGACUAACAGGAAGUGCACUUCCUGUUAGUCCUGCCGGGUACAGGAAACAAAAGCUACCUGUACCCGCGGACUAUACUGGGCUUGGCCACGCUAUAACUGAGGUGGGGGGAGGGAGAGAGUGACAAGGGAGGGAGGGGGAGAGAGUGACAGGGAGGGAGGGAGGGGGGAGAGUGACAAGGGAGGGAGGGAAGGAGGGGAGGACAAGGGAGGGAGGGAAGGAGGGGAGAGAGUGACAAGGGAGGGAGGGAGAGAGUGACAAGGGAGGGAGAGAGUGACAAGGAGAGAGAGUGACGAGGGGGAGGGAGAGAGUGACAAGGGAGGGAGGGAGAGGGGGAGGGAGAAAGAGAGUGACAAGGGGGAGAGAAAGAGAGUGACGAGGGGGGAGGAGGGGAGAAAGAGAGGACGAGGAGGGAGAGAGGGGAGAAAGAGAGGAGGAGGAGAGAGGGGAGAAAGAGAGUGACGAGGGAGGGAGAGAGGGGAGAAAGAGAGUGACAAGGGAGGAGAGAGGGGGGAGAAAGAGAGUGACAGGGAGGGAGGGAGGGAGGGGGAGAAAGAAGUGACAAGGGAGGGAGGGAGGGGGAGAAAGAGAGUGACGAGGGAGGGAGAGAAAGAGUGACAAGGGAGGGAAGAGUGACAAGGGAGGGAGGGGGAGAAAGAGUGACAAGGGAGGGGGAGAAAGAGAGUGACAAGGAAGGGGGAGAAAGAGAGUGACAAGGAAGGGGGAGAAAGAGAGUGACAAGGGAGGGAGAGAGAUUGACAUCCAUCACACACACACACACACAAUCGCGCAAUCAUGCAAACCUUACACACAGACGCACACACUGCAUCCCGUACAUACACAGAAACACACCUUGCAGCCCUUACACAUACAAACACAGAUUCACACAAUGCAUUCCUUACACACAUAUCACGACAUCCCCUACACACUCCACCCCCUGUGAACAAACUCAUAGGUGGAACAUGAAGGUGGACCCUGGGACCCAGACCUUGAGCUGUGUAAAGGGCCCCCAAAAAAUGGAGUUGCUUCCUGUUCUCCCAGAACAUUGAUUUUUGUGACCACAGUUACAAACAGCCUCCAGAGAGCCUGUUCUACACCAAACCAGUGGAGCCAGACUGCAGCUAGAGCCCAUCAUCAUCCUCAUCUGGUUGUAAGUAGGCAAUCUAGCAUAUUAUUUGUGGCACUAAUCUCUAAUUUACAUGGAUAGGGGUUCUAAUAUAAAUGGAAGGGGUAGAGACGGGUAGUAAAAUGUAUGGAAUGCAUUUCUGAAAGUGUCACUGAAUGGCAGUUAGGAAAUGUGGUCACCCUAAGUCAGGGGCAGUAUUACACAAUCUGUAUAUGUAUAAAAAAAUAUAAAAAGUAAUCUGCAAAGUACAAAAUGUUUGUGUCAUAUGUCGUGCUAAAAAUUAAGCUAGGAAUGUGCAUAUUUUUUAUUUUUUUAAAAUAAUUUUUAGAAUAAUGAUACAGACAUUUUAUUUCUUACAUUUGUGAUGAUUCUUUUUUCCUCUCUAUAUUCAAGGGACACUAUAGUCACCAGAACCACAACAGCUAAACGUAGUAGUUCUGGUGUCUUUGCAGGCUUUUUAAUGUAAGCACAGCCAUUUCGUAAAAAGGCAGUAUUUACAUUACUGAUGAGGAAUACCUCCAGUGGACACUCAGAUGGCCACUAGAGGUGCUUCCUAGUCGAGACAUGAAUGCCGCCCUAUGAAGUAUCUGCGCAUGUGCGGCAAAGCUGCACAUGCGCACCAGAGAGCAAUGACGCUUCUGAAUAGAAGCGUUUUAUUGCUCCCUGCUCGCACCCUCCUAUUUCGUUAUUUUGACGAAAUAUAGGGCGCAGCAUCAGGAGGAUCCCAGCGCUGUAUCCAGGUAAGUAAAAUCCCUUCCCUGUAGUGACCCUUUAAAGUUAUUAUUUAAUCAUUUAUAUAGCAACUGCAAAUUCCGUAGCGCUGUGCAAUGGGAUAAACAACUCAUAGUUUACGGAAUAAGAAUAUACCCGGCGAGUAAAAAUGCUAUCCCCCCAGAUUUUUUUGGGUUCCUACGCCCAUGCCUAUAAUAUACAUAUCCAAAUAGCGCUAAGAUCCCAUGAACACAGCCGAAUCGCAACUGGUGUAAAGUUUUGACUGACAGCACACGUGGCUUCUGCCUAAAAUAGUUCCAUAGGAAAAGUGGUAGCAGUCUGUCACUUAUGGGAGUCCCAAAACGAAAUAAACACUGAACAGAUGAUCUGGUUUCUAGGUAGUGAUUUAGUUUGUCCGAUUUCAGUUCCAUGCACCAGAUGACUGAACACCGCCUGCGUUCGUGCGAAAAUAUGGCUGCAACUCAUUUCCCACGUGUUCGUCCAUGCGAACAAUGGCCACCCUGCGGAACACUUGAAAUAACAGGGUGUGAAACAAUGAUGGAGGUGUCAGGAGAGGUCAACAGAGGUCAACUUUUCUCUGAAAAGCCAGUGUUUACAUUAAAACGCCUGCAGGAACAGGCUAUACUCACUAGAACAACUACAAUAAGCUGUAGUUGUUCUGGUCACUAUAGUGUUCUUUAAUAAUUAAAGAAUUGGGUUUCUCUGAACCCCUCCUACCCUUACAUGAAAUGGGGCAACUGAAGGAAAGGGUUACAUAAAUAAAAAAAAGAAAGGGCAACAUAUACAUGAUUUUUCAAAAACAGUUUUGCAAUCAGAGUUAACUUGUAGAACUAGCCUUUCAACUGUGACGAAGUAAUGCUCGUUGGACUGUAAGAGUUGAACAUUACAGCUCGCCUCUUCAUACAGGUAACAAUGAAUAUCUUCCUGGAAAUACUUCUCCUGCUGCUAACAUUCAUCUACUCGUACUUGGAAGCCUUUGUAAAACUUUUUAUACCCUUGAAAAGAAAAUCUGUGAGUGGUGAGAUUGUCUUAAUCACUGGCGCUGGACAUGGAAUAGGAAGGAUCACAGCAACUUUGUUUGCCAAACUUGAAAGCGUUCUGGUUUUAUGGGAUAUUAAUAAGGUGAGAAAAACUGCUUUACAAUACCUUAAAUAAUGACUUAUAAUGUCCAAUAAACAGUCGAAUAACCCACCGGUUUACCAUUCUUAAUUUCAUUAAAUGGGAAUCAUGCCCUAAUUUAGCAACCCAAUCUUUUAAAUUAAAAUGCUUGUAAAAAAAAAAAAAAAAUGUUCCCUGCAGGGCUGCAUGUUGUAUAAGUUAAUACAUGAUAAUUCUGUACAUUCCGUGCUUUGCAGUGUCUUGAUACGAGAGCUUUUCAAGUAUCUUUUUUUCAAAUCCUUGAACUGUAGAAUUCUGGCUGAUAAUGUAUAAAUAGCUUUGACAGAUCCAAAAGACAAGGAGCAAGAAAAGAGCUUUUGGACAGCAACAAGUAAGGAGCUAAGGAUCAGAUAAACAGUGCCACAAUAAAUAAAUAAAAGCAUGUUGAAAAUAAACAUGCAGAAAAAUUAACAUACUUAGAAUAUAGUAAUAUUUAUUUAUACAGCUCCAACAAAUGUCAGUGUUGGAUACCGUGAGUAAAGGACAUAAAACACAGCAGAUAAAUCACUAGAAACAUAACAUAGAAACAUAGAAUGUGUUGGCAGAUAAGAACCAGUCGGCCCAUCUAGUCUGCCCAAUUUUCUAAAUACUUUAAUUAGUCCCUGGCCUUAUCUUAAGUCUAGGAUAGCCUUAUGCCUAUCCCAUGCAUGCUUAAAUUCCCUCACUGUGUUAACCUCUACCACCUCAGCUGGAAGUCUAUUCCAUGCAUCCACUACCCUCUCAGUAAAGUAAUACUUCCUGAAAUUAUUUUUAAGCCUUUCACCCUCUAAUUUAAGACUAUGUCCUCUUGUUGUGGUAGUUCUCCUUCUUUUAAAUAUAGUCUCCUUCUUUACGUGUUGAUUCCCUUUAUGUAUUUAAAUGUUUCUAUCAUAUCCCCCCUGUCUUGUCUUUCCUCCAAGCUUUACAGUGAGGUCUAGUGAACUGAAAACCAAAUUGAAAAAUGUGGCAAAACCAAAUGAUUUUGAAACAUUCUCAAAGUCACAAGUGGACAUUUUAAGCUAAAUUUCACAAAUGGAUUUCAAUUCACUACAACACGAGAAAUGAAAAACAAAAUAGCUCUUCAAGCAAUUUAAAGGGAUAAAGGAUGGGUGAAGGACAGGUGACUUUUAGGGUAUUUAGUAGACUAAGGGCAAAAGGGGUGUGCUGUUUAGAUUGUGGCUAUUUAUCUUCCAACAAUGGAAAGUAAAGAUUCAGGGCGGUUGGGCAGAACUACAGGGGUCUUUUCCAAUGACAGGCAACAUGAUGAUGGACAAGAGGAUGGAUUAGCCUAAUGAAGGGAUGUGUUAGACUGAAAUCCUUCUGGCAGGCUCACAACCUGUAGGACCACAAAAAAAGAGUUGCUGAAGAGCUGCUGAAACUCUCUUUGCAUGGUCCUAAUGCUCACUUUAAUUAUGCCCUUGUGCUGUGCUCUCUGAGGACAGUGCUCUAGUGUCCCCAGAUGUGGUCAGGAUGACAGGACAGGACCCUAAAUUAGAAAGGUGUGACAUAUCGCUGGCCUAUGGAUAUUAUGGUGGUUAGUAGUGCAGGAAUUAGUAAGACGUGUUAAAGAAAACCUUUCAAUGAGCUCUUACUUAUAAUGUGUUUUGUGUUAACCCUUUCCUCUUUUUUUCUUUUUUAUUAAUUGAUGUUACCUGAAUUUAUUAAAACUUUAUGAUGGCAUUUUUAGAAUUGUAUAUUUUUAUGAUCUUUUCAUAGCAACAGAGAAUGAUCGAUCAAUGGUGGAGAUUCUAUUACCUGUAAAUACAGAUUACAUUAUAGUGUAUGGUAGUAUUUAAAGAUAUAAUUAAUGAUGGUGUCCCAUGCAGCUAUGAUUGUGCCCAUGUGAAUAAAUUCUAAAAGCCCUACAUCCUCUAGGUAAUCAUUCAUGUUGUUUAUAUUUUUAUCCUUUAAAAAAAAAUAAUAAAAGUGCAAAUUUCAGUUACUUCAUAUAUGCUACAUGCACUGUAAUCAGAUAAUUAUCACGCUAUUGUAUUCCGAAUGCAUAUCGCAUAACUCAUUGCACGACAAAAUAAGGAAUUUAAAUAAAAUAAAAAAAUGUUUCUAAAAGCCUGUUGGGCAUUGUUUGCAUAGUCUAUUAAAUCUAGAAUAGUGAGAAUAUUUUUAGAGCAAACCUAGACCCAAAUAAGGAAAUACACCAGUGAACAUUCAUAAUAUCAAAUAAACCGAGCCCUGGAGUUUUAGUGAGGUGUGAGAAGUGUCUUUUGGAAUGCCAUUGAAAAGGUUAAACAUUUUAAAGAAAUAUCCCAAGCACCAAAACCAUGACAAUGUCCAGUUAUUAUCAGGACCUUAACACAUGUUAUGCUUCCUGCUAUUCCUAGUAUUGAUUGUCUCACUGUGUAAGCACUGUUGCCAAUUAUUAAAACGUGCCUUUUAUAUACUAUUACUCUUCCAGCCCUUAGACUAUUGAAUGUUUAUGAAAACAAACUCCCCAUCGCUAUAGGUCCUAUAUAAAGCCUUAUCUGUAAUACAUACACACAAUACUAUCAGACAGUCCAAUCAGACAUGCGUUUGUAUGAUAACUUGAAUAUCUUUGAACUAUGGCUCACUGAUCUACUAUCGAACUUUGUGCUAGCUUUAUUAUGCUAAGUUCAGAGGAAUUGAACCUUUUUAAUCACAAUGCCUUGUAAUUGUGAACUCUGCUCAUAAUUGUUUACAUUGUUUAUGCUAUAUACACUCAGACACCCAAUGCUAUGAGCAAGAUAAUUUUGAUGACUGCUCCCUUGAUACGUAAUUGUAAAUUAUUCUAUCUUUAGUGUAAAAAUGAUCUUAAUUAAGAAAUUCAUAUUUUGCUUAAAGGGACACUAGUCACCAGAACAACUACAGAGAAAAGGCAGUGUUUACAUUGCUCCUAGGGACACCUCCAUGUGGCCACUCCUUAGAUGGCCACUGGAGGGGCUUCCUGCCUUAGGGCUGCACAGUAAGCAGCCCUGACGUUCAGUGUCCCCACGCUCUGCAUGGAGACUCAGAAUUUUCCUCACAGAGAUGCAUUGACUCAAUGUAUCUCUAUGAGGAGGUCCUGAUUGGCCAAAACGGCAUUUGGCCCCGACCCCGUGCUGAUUUUAUAGGGAAAGCAUUGGAUUGGCUAAAAAUCAGCCAUUAUGUCACAAAGGGGGUGGAGCCAGCACCAGCAGACCCACACGGCGCUGGAAAUAAGGUGUGUUUUAAACUUUAAUAGGGGGCUAAGGGGGGGCAAGCCACCUAUAUGGUGGAUUAAACACUAUAGGGUCAGGAAUACAUGUUUUUGUUCCGGACCCUAUAGUGAUCCUUUAACACUUUCUUUACUAAAAAAAAUUUAGCCAGUAACACAUUAACCAAUCAAAAAUAAGAUAUGAAUACUAAAAAAAAUAAGCUAUAAAGACUAAAAACUUAAAGUCUGUAAAAACAAGGGACUCAAAAAAAAACAAAACAACAGCGCCAAAAGGGAAACUGAAGGAAUAACCACUAAUGAAGAUUUCAACUCAUUUAGGACACCAACCACAAUGAAAAUCCUUGAACUGUAAGUUGUACAAAAGGUCACACUGAAAGAAAAGAAAAUAGGUGAAAAGGACUUGAAUAAGAAACACAUAAACUUGCAAACAUGUAUUGUAAUAAUAUAAUUUGUUAUGAGCAAACACAUGAUUCUUAAAUGUGCAUAAAUAUGCAAUAGAAAAUUUAUAUAAGACCCAUCCGCAAUUACAUAUCUAAGAAAAAUAAACAAACAAUCAAAACAAGAUGUAUCAAAAAGUAAUCCAGAAAGGGAAGGGAGGGAAACUAUUUGCCUUCUGCCAAGAUCAUUUAUACACAGUGCCUCAUACUGAAUGUGCACCAAAAGAAGCAACAGAACUUUCUAAAGAUAACAGCCAGCCAAGUUUUAACUGAAACCGGUUGUUUAUGAAGACGGACAUAACAUAGUAGUUGUUAACACAAUAAAGAGGAUCGAUGAGGCACCAUAACUGAAAUAUAUCACAGGAGAGUAGGAAGCAUACAUAGUUUGGAUUCAACCAGUACAAAUUGGUAUAAAAAAAAUGAUAGAACAAUCUGAUUUUGUAGGAUGCACAAUAAGAAUAGUCACCUCCUCAGCCAGGGAAUGUAGAAAGUAUUAACAUCAGGUGCGGACCCUAUGAAACUAGACACAAUAAUAACGGGAACUACCCAGAAAGUUGACAAAGUGAUAAAUUCUUGUUGCCAAUUGUGUAAAAAACGCAGAACUAGAUUAACAUCUUGAAAAUAUGAAUAUUUGGGGACUGUGGGACAAGACAUACCAAUACCUUGCAUGAGAUGACACAGUUGAAAUACCUUGAACCAGAACAUGGGCCACAGAAAUGGCAGAACGCAUGACAUUAAUGGAGUGAUAGAAAAAAAUAAGACGAAAAGAUAAAAAAAGACGGUGGGGAAAUUGUAGAAUAGCUAGAACAGAUGCAGUGAAAGGAUCAAGGCCCCUUUCCAUAUACUGACACCAUAAGUUCAAGGCUGAGAGGUAGCAUUUCCUUUUGCCUUGUGCCCAUGAAUACUAAAGGAGGUCUUUAACCUCCUGUAAUAAUGGCUUCAACAUUCCAUAAACCCGAGAAAGCAUUCAAACCACGAGAUGGAGGUGGUCCUGAAGAACUAGCAUAUGGGGUUAACUUGAGGAUCCAUUGGCCAGAGUUGAAAAGAUGGAAUUAGUAGGGGAUCCAUGUAAUACAUUGCUUUGAUCCCUAAAGUGUUACUCCAACCAUCAUACCACUCCUGCUUUCAGAAGUGGUUAUGGAAGUAGGAGUCUAUAUGUGUUUCUGACUAAAAUGUUGACAUUCUGAGAUAUUUUCACUUUUGUGCUGUGGGACUAGUUCAAAACCAGCACACAUAACUAAGGCAGCCCAGAACUUUCAGCAUGUAUGUCCCUUCUCACCCUCCCUGCUCUAAAUUAAGUCCCCCCCAGCAAUCGAUGCUUCCCUAUAGCCAUAUAGUAUAGGUAGUAUGCUUUAUCUGGUUUGAGCAGUGGUUUAAUCAUGCCUCAUACUUCUCACAUAUUCUAUUGAAGUUUGCCAAAACCUCUGCAUGUUGAGGGCUAUACUGUGAGACAUUUGGCUUCUCGGCCAUAUUGGGAAUAAAGAAAGCCCAGGCAGCCCACUGGCUCAUUGUGCGCUUCUCCACCAAUAUGGAAAAACAUGCUCAUCUUUGUCGACCAAGAUAAUCCCCACCGGUCCAAGCAAGAGCCAAUAAGUCGAGGAACAAAGAUUUUUUUUUUUUUUUAGAAUCUUUAUUUUAUUGCGCAAAGAAAAAGGUGUUACAGGACAGAUAAAACAGUAGCCACAUCGGCUUAACAAAUGUCGUUGCAAAAUUCACAGGCUUUAGUAUUUGCGCAUUUUUUCCCUUUGUCCCAUUUGUAACAUUGUGUAACUUGACAGGGUAGUAUUCUAGUGAAUCCAGGUAAAGAGCAUAUUACCGACAUUGGUCGGGGGGUAUGGGUUCGGCUCGUAGGGUUGUACCUUUCGAUGUGGUAGAGCCAGGACGGAGAGGAGGGCGGGUGGGAUGAAGGUCGUGCAGGUAAUAUAUGGGUCGGGUGAGGGUGGCAUUUAGGUAUCUCUAACGCUCUAGGUAGGUCAACCAUGGCUGCCAGGUUAGAAUGUAUGUGUUGUAGUGGUUCGAGUAUGAGGCGUUUAAUUCUUCCAUGGUCCGUAUGAAUUCCACCUUCUGUAUCCACUCACGUACUGAUGGGACCCCAGUGCUUUUCCACUUAAGUGGUAUCAGCAUGUUCGCUGCUGUCAGCAUAUGGUUUAUGAGUUUGCGUAGGUGGCUUGGCAUGUGGGUGGUGUGCAUGAGGAAUAAGAAGGUUUCGGGGGAGUGUGAUACUUGGUAACCCGUGAUAGAUGUUAUUAGGCUUCUUAGUCUCUGCCAAUAGGUUUGACUAGGCAGGCAUAGCCACCAAAUGUGUGCCGUGGUUCCUUUGGUUUGCCCGCAUCUCCAACAUAUAUCAGGUACUGUUGGGAAGAGUGCAUGGAUCUUGGUAGGUGAGUAAUGCCACCUGGAUAUCCUUUUGUACGUGCUUUCCCUUACUGCUGUGCUGACAGAUGAUUUAUGUGUGUGCGUGAAGAUCCUAUGCCAUGUUUCCUGAGGAAUAGUGAUAUUUAGCUCACCUUCCCAUGCUGACGUGAACGCCGGCAAUAGGGUGUGACUUGAAGUGCUUAGGAGUCUGUAGAAAAUGGACAGGUGUUUGGUCUGAAGGCUGUGUGUGGUGCAGUAGGUCUCAAAGGUGGUGUGUGCCCUUGUUCCUCGAAUGAAAUGUGGAUCCCCCUUCAAGAAGUGGGACAAUUGGGCGUAUCGGAAGUGUUGUUUGGUAGUAGGGUGGUCUGUUGUGGCCAGUAUAGACAGCGGAGCCACUCCCGUUGGGGUCAUAACUGUACUAACCAUCGGGUAUCUCGUCUUUUGGACCAAUGGAAAUUGGGAGAAGAAGUGUGGGCAUGUGCCCGGUAGGAACUUUGGAUUGUGUGCCAAGGGAUAUAGCGGUGAGGGGUGUGGUGAGACGUCUUUCUGGGGCCUAAUGCGCGACCAUUGGCGUAGUGUGGGUAUGAUCGUUGGGUGUUGUGAGUGUUGAGGCAGGAGGAGUGUGUGUCCCUUGUCAUGCCAUGGGAUUGUGCAUAGAGGGGAUUGGAACAUUGAGCUUUCUAUAUAUGCCCAUUGCUUCAGCGGGGGCUCUGCGGUCCACUCGUAUAUUCUGGUUAGUAUACUCGCUUGAUAGUAGCGUUCCAUGUGAGGUAGGCCUAGGCCCCCCCUUCCCCUAUGUCUGGUCAGAAUCGUGUACGCUAUUCUCGGGCGUUUAGUCGCCCAUAUGAAGGUUGUGAAUAUUUGUUUAAGCUUGGAGAAAAAGGAGGGGGGGAUCGCAAUGGGGAGUGUUUGUAGGAGAUAUAACACCUUUGGCAAUGUAUUCAUGUUCAAUAUAUUGAUCCUACAUAGCCAGCUAAAGACGGGUCUCUGCCAGUUUGUUAGAUCUUUUGAUAUCUCGGUGAGUAGUGGCAUGAAGUUUAGAUCGUAUGCUUGUUUCAAGUGUCUGGGUAGAUGGACCCCAAGGUAGGUGAUGGACCUUCUAGCCCACGCAAAAGGGUACGCGGUUUUAAGUGUGUUUUGUGUUUGUCUGUCCAGUUGGAGGGGUAGGAUUUCACUCUUUGUGUAAUUGACCUUAAAGUUGGAGAACUUGGCAUAUGUCGUCAGUUCGGCUAUCAGUGGAGGCAGGGAGGUGAGCGGGUCGGUGAUGGAAAAUAGUAGGUUAUCUGCAAACGCAGAUACCUUGAAUUCUUGUUGGUGAACUUUAAAGCCAUGGAUGGUGUUGUGGUCCCGUAUUCCCUGUAGGAAGGGUUCUAGGGUGAGAAUAAAGAGUAAAGGGGAGAGAGGGCAACCUUGUCUCGUGCCGUUCUUUAUGUGUACCGGACCUGACAGUUGGCCGUUUAUUCUCAAUUUUGCCGUUGGGUGAGAGUAUAUGGCUCCCAUCCAUUGCAUCCAGUUUGGACCAAAGCCCAUGGCCUGGAGAGUGGUAGUCAGCAUUGUCCAGUCUACUCUAUCAAAUGCUUUUUCAGCAUCUAUAGAUAGUAGUAGGCUUUGCCCUCGUGUGGUUCGGGAGAGAUGGAUGAGGUUCAGUACUUUAGUUGUGUUAUGUUUGGCCUCUCGUUUAGGGACGAAACCGGAUUGAUCAGGGUGGAUUAAGGUGUGUAGUAUAGGUUGUAGACGCAUGGCUAGGAUUUUCGUACAAAUCUUCAAGUCUACAUUUAUGAGCGAGAUUGGGCGGUAGCUGCCGCACUCUUUGGGGUCUUUACCGGGUUUUGGCAGCAAAGUGAUAUGGGCCUCCAAAGCUGAUGCCGGGAGUGGGGCUGGAUGGGUAAGAGCAUUAAAUGCCCGUAGAUAUGGUUCAGCCAAGAGUGUAGCGAAUUGUUUGUAGUAUUUGGCUGUGAGGCCGUCAGGGCCAGGGCUUUUGCCUAGUGGUAUUGAUUUUAUCGCGCAAUUUAAUUCUUCAGUGGUAAUGGGCAUGUCUAUGGACUGUGCCACGGCGUCAGGGAUUUUAUUUUUUAGCCUGGUUGAUAGGUAUCUUGUUAUGUCGUUUAUAUCUGGAGGUGACUCCCUGAGGUUGUAAAGUUUGGUAUAAAAGUGUUGGAAGGCUUUCAUGAUGUCCGGGAGGGUAUGUGAUAUAGUGCCCGUUUGUGUUUUGAUUUUGGAGAUGUACGUGUUUUGCCUGGACUGUCAUAGGGCAUUGGCUAGUAGUUUGCCACAUUUACCUCCCUGUGUAUAGUAGGAGUGCCUGGUAUGGAGGAGCUUUUUCUUGGCCUGGUGGUGCAGUAGUUGUGUCAGUUCUGUGCGUUUGGUUAUGAGGGUAUUAUAGGUUGAUAGGGAACUAUCCCGGGUCUGAGUAUGUUCAAGGACUCUGAUUUCUCGUGUGAGUGUGUCUAUUUUCUGUGUUCUCCUUUUUUUGAGAGUGGCCGCUAUUGCUAGGAAUUCUCCCCUUAUGACGCAUUUGUGCGCUUCCCAAGUGGUCAUGGGGGAGAUGGUUGGUAGCGUGUUUUCUUGGAAGUAGUUGGUAAGUGCAGUUGUCACACGAGUUGUGAUUGUGGGGUCAUUGAGGAGGAAAUCGUUAAGUUUCCAAUGAAAGGACGCCAGUGGGAGCGUAGGGAUCUGUAUGACUAGGGAUAGAGGUGCAUGGUCUGACCAGGUGAUUGGACCGUAGGAGCAGGAGAUGGCCAGAUGCAGGUGAUCUUGGGGAAGGAACAUCAUGUCUAUCCUGGAGUAUGAGCGUGAGGCUGAGGAGUAGAAGGAGUAGUCUCUAUCUUGUGGGUGUGUGGUCCUCCAGCAGUCAAAUAGUCUAGCUUGGUCAAGGAGGUGUGUUAUCUGUUUCCUUGCAGCAUUUUGGUAUUGUGUGGAGUGGGAGGUCGUGUCAAGGGCAGAGUCUAAGGACAUAUUCAGGUCACCACCCAUGAUCAACAUGCCUUCCAUAAAGGAUUCAAUUAUAUUAAGAUACUUCUUGAGGGCUUUGCCUUGGUGUCGGUUGGGUAGGUAUAAGUUAGCAAAUGUAAGGACGGUCUGGCCUAUCUGUCCCUUUACCAAGAGUAGCCUGCCCCCAUCAUCAGUUUUGUGAGCCUUGUAGGUGAAAGGAGUGUGUGCUGCAAAGAGUAUGGCUACCCCCCUGGCCUUGGCGUGACUAUAGUUACUAAAGAAUCCUGUUGGGUAUGUCCUGCUCUUGAGAGUGGGCGCACUGUCCUUCUUAAAGUGAGUUUCCUGUAGGAAGACCACGUUAGCUCGUAGUUUGUGCAUCUCUGUAAGAGCUAUGGAUCUUUUCUCGGGCGUAUUGAGGCCUUUAACAUUGAGUGUGACUAAUUGUAUGGUAGCCAUCAGGUCUGGAUACGUUCGUAGGUGUGCCAAUGAGAGUGUCUGUGGGUGAGGGGGGGAUGUUUGGAGGGGGGGGAUUUGGUCACCUGGAGGGAGGAGCAAAAGGGGAAGGAAAGCAAAAGAAAAAGAGAAACAACAAGAGGAGAAAAAUAUAGAACAAUUAACUUAUAUACAAGCGAAAAAUCUAUAAAUAGAUCGGAGUAGAAACUGUCCCCCGAGAUUGCUAGGAGGCACCGGUUGAACACCGGGCGUCAGCCAGCAGUCUGAGGGGAGACCUCUGGUGUCGGGCCCAGAGUGGGACGUUGCCACCUGGGACUUUUGUGACACCGUGGUAUAGGUCGUGUCGACCUAGUACAAUGCAAGUCGUCUAGUAAUCAUACGAUAGUAUGCAAAUAGAGAUGGGGGACGGAGGUGAUCUCGGGCGACUGGUGUCAGCCAGUGACUCUCGUAGGAGAGCAACGGGAGUAAGAGUCAUCAACUGUCGCCGCCAGAGCACACACCCGUAAAUACAUUCCACAACAUAUCAGUUAGUUAGACAUCUUAGAUGAGGAGGCUAUAGAAACAGUAUAAACAGCGUUAUUCUAGAUAAACUUUUUUUUUUUUUUUUUUUUUGUGGGUGAUGCGUUAAUGAUAUGUCUAAACUUCUGUUGGUGGGCCAAUAGGAAAGAUCCCGGUAAUGUGCAGCAUUUACCUGCCGCCAGCCUAGCCAUUGGGUCUGCAUAGUGAGAGGGAGAGGUGGAAGCCGUAUAUCAGGACUGUAUAUUUGCCUGCUAUGCCGCUGCCGGGGAUGGUAAGUGUCGCGGGAAAAUAAGCGAGAUUACCCUGUUGAAUGUUAUUCCUGCUGAGGUCGCGGACAUUGCGACAGCUGGCUGGCGUUAUAGGGAUUGGCAUUUAAGACAUUUUCGCUCUGUAUCAUACCCAAGGGGGGUUCAUCCCCUAGCAACAUGGGUUUAGCAUUAUAUGGAUACGGUCACCUGGUUCUUAAGAGAGUCCUGAUAGCCCCAAGUGGAGAUGGCUCCGAGGAGCGUUAACAAGUCUCUGGCAGCGUGUUAGAGAUGGUCAUCUCAGCAUGUCCCUUGGUUGUUCGAGUUGGGCUUCCUUUAGCAGCUGGUGUCCCGGAGAUGGCAGCUGCUAGUGGAUCAUAUAGCCUUGGCUGGUAGCAGGUCGUAGUGUGUGCGCAGGGUUGGAAUCUUUUCAGUGUAGCGACAGGUCUUGGGUAUCUGAUCUUUUCUUCUUGGGCGUUUGUUGCCAUCGGGAUCUCUGCGGCAGCUGAGGUGGAAGUGGUGUUUGCAGCGGUCCGUACCAGUCCAUGAUGUGUGGGUCUGUGAGGUUGAGGGCUUGUGUAAAGAGUGGUAUGUCCGCAUGGGAGUGUAUCGUGUGCUGAGUGCCCUUAUACGUGACACUCAGUGCCAGUGGGAAUCCCCACCUGUAUCUUAGGUUUCUGGAUCUUAAUUGGUCCGUAAUUGGUCGCAGAAUCCGUCUCGCUUGUAGUGUCAGCCACGAGAGAUCGGGGUAGAUGGUUAUUGGGGCAUCAUGAAAUAGCAUAGGUUGUGAGGUCUGUUUCAGCGUGUGCAGUAUAUCUUCCCUGCAUGUGUGAAUGUGUGAUAGUGAAGCCUGCAAAUGACAUCUCUGGGCUUGUCAGUCGCUAUACCUCUGGGCUUCAGUGCCCUGUGUGCUCUAUCUAGUAGGAUGUGAUGGCUUACCCAGAAUUAAGUUGAAUAGUUCAUUCAGCGUCUGGUAGAUAUCUUCUUGUUCGUUUUCUGGGAGACCUCUGAUCCUUAGAUUGUUGCGGCGCCCCCUGUUGUCUAGGUCAUCCAUGGACCUAUGAAGCGUGGACAGGUAAGUGUUCUGGUGUUCCACUGCUGCCUGCAGGGAGUUCAGCUGCGUAUGCAUAGUAUCUCGGUCAUCUUCCAGGGUGCUCACUCUGUCAGCUACUUGGCGAAUUUCAGAGUUAAAUGCAUCCAUUUUGGCUUGGACUGAGGCCUCUAGCUGGGUCAGCAUGCCUGCAAUGUCCUGUUUGGAGGGCAGAUUUCUGAGGAUGUCCUUCAGGUCCCCGUCCGUCGGGGGGCCCGAAAUUUCCGAGUCUGCUGGGCUGGAGGGGGACAUACAGAGAGGUGAGGAGUAUGCCGCCAUAUUGGGGCCUAGUGCGCCCGCAUUACUAUCCGCCCGGUCGCGGAAAUACUUAGUGAAAGCGCUCGAUUUACCCGAUGGGGUUUUGCUGGAGGCUUGCUGGGAAGAUGCAGCUCGUUUUGGGUGACCCAUCUUUCGUUUUGUGGCCCGAUCUGGUUGGGUGUGUGUCUGGUGCCGCCGGAGCUGAUUUAGAACGCGGCCAUGCACCAGCUCGGUCGGCUCCGCCCCCGAACAAAGAUUUUUUGUCAAUCUCUGUUUUAUUAAGGCUUGAAUCAUGAAGAUAGAAAAGUAUUGUGACAACAGCACCACUAUAAAACAAUCAGUAGCGAUACAUUGGAAGCGAUAAUACAUACAUAACCAUCUUAAUCAAGUGUCAGCAUAUAACAGGAGAUGGAUAAGGCUAUGUGGUUGUUUGGUCUGUGGCCUGUCCAACAAUAAACUAGCUGGUCUCAGUCUGUUUGUCAGUCAGUUUGUUUUUUUAAAGAGAGAGGGACUUAUUGUGUCCAGACAGCAGACGUUACCUUGUGUAAGGGACUGGCAUGGCAUUCCACACUCAGGAAUAGGCAAGUUGUGAGAAUAAGCAGCGUAACAUUAUGAGUAAGCUAGUGGAGUUUAUUGGUAGGGCGGAUAAAUGCUAUAUUAACCUGCCCUCCGGUAUAACACUAAUCAGACUAAUAAUGAAAUGAUAUGUAGUAAAUAAUAGUAUAUGGCACUCUGGGGCUAAUGGACAGAAGUGGAACAUGAUACAAGCAUAGAAAUGAGCAACAAUAAAAGAUCAUCCGACACCCCACACUGGCAAGCUUCUAUAGUCAGUCCUAAUGCCAGGUUGAAUCAUCAAACUUUGUCUCUCUCCAGAUCAACGUCGACCCCUCUGUCCUUCAUAGCGUUGUAGAUUGUGUGGUACGGCUUGUAGUCGGCUGCGUGUAGUUCCUUUUCCCCCCACUACCACACGUCUUUGGUCCGAGGCUUUAAGGGGCACCUGUACCUUGUGUCCUCAUCAGGAUCGUGGACCCACAAGAUCUCCAGAAACCAGUUGUCCCCCUGGGUGUAUGGAUGGCUAAGGAGGAAUACCUCCAGUUGGGCACCUAGCUAGCUCAGAAGAAAUGCGAGCAGUCUGGGCUUCAGCUACAUGCUUGUCAUGAAGUGCUGGUGGGUUAGGGCUUUAGGCCAUACUGUUCUCCGACCUGGAGGCAAGAAUGGUCUCAGCAAGAACCUGCAUGGCAGGAGAUGAAGGCAGUUCCGCUGGGGCCAUGCGGGAUUCUAUCCGGUUCUAAAAUGCUGUGCAGAUUGCAUCAAAUGUUGCAAGGAACUUGGUCUCCCAAUUGCUCACAGAUGAUUCCGUCUGUGUGUCAGCCAUUUUGACCAUGCCACGAGGGCUUGCUGUGGCUAGGCAGCCUUUCACUGUAGUGCUGUUAGUGGGAUAUCCCCCACCGAUCCUGGGGGGGCAGGGGAAUGGAGAAGCUGUGACACCCAUAGUCCCAGGCUGGGAGAGCUGUCGUUUCUCGCCUCUGUGGGUCCCUCCAGGUGAGUAGGCCCAGUAGCCGUUGCAGGCCGCCAGAUAGACAGCGCCACUCAUAGACUGCUCUAACGUGCAUCCCCGUAGUCAAUAAGUAGUCGCUGGUGUUUUUCCAGGGAUCGCCACUUUGUCGUAAUCCUAUAUUUUAUAGGAGUUGUGCGAGGAGCUCUUACUAAACAUGUCCGGCGGCCAUGAUGGUAAGGCCACUUUCCAUUAUUAUGUUUUUAUGAUGUUACACUAACAGACACUCAGUACAAACAUUCACAUACAUCCAUAGACAAAAUAUAGUAUAGAUACACUUGUAUACAUACACAUACUAGUAUACAUACAAAAACAAAACAACUGUACUCAUACAAAGACACAUACCUACAAACAAAUGUACAUAUCCAUCCUUUAUAACUGAAUUAUCUCUCGAAACAUCCUUCCCCUGCUGCUUGCAUAUCUCUGGGAACUCUAAUUCCCAUGUAUGUUUGCAAAUUGCUGCAGUUAUAAACUUUUCAAGUAAAAACUACUACUAAUUCUAUCUUUUAUCUUUUGGAUUUUUUUAAUCUAUUCUCCAUUAUUUUAAAUCUAACUAGAAUUAUUAGAUCAACGUUUAAUAACUUUCUAAUUUUAGGGAAUCAAGGAGAGUAGGGCCAAGAGGGAGAGGGGCCAGCAGCUAGGGCCCAAAGCAUAGAUAGACAACCGGAGCCAGAUAUUUCCAAAGUGGAGGCGAUGACCCACAUAACUUGCACAUAACCCCCAAGGCAGACGAUAGACCCAGGCUCUCCAGGCAGUUAAUGCAAAGAGCAAAUCCAACCAUCAGACAAAAAUAAGUACUUUACUACUUCAAUACACAAACCGCGACACUGACUAAAAAGCCUAUGUAGGGCAACACAACACUAGAAAAACCUAAGUGAAGCAAUAAGGGUGGGGACCCACCAGGUCGAGAAGCAUAGCUUCAACCCCCAGGGCACAGAGACGCAGUGCCUAGCCAUACCUAAGGCAGUACUACUGACUGUAUAUACUUUUGUUGUUAUUGUUAUGUUCAUUCCUGUUUUUUCAUGUUCUGUUUAUUGUACCCCUUUAAAAACGGAAAACACGAGGGGACACAUAAGCGUUACCACACUUACACCUCUCUCACACAGAACUCACAAACUCCAAGAGACCACUACUUGCACGAACUUCCUGCCGGCUCUGGCGGCGCCCAGAUCCUUUAGCAAAACAGGGGACCCAUCACUCGGCUUGUUAACGCUGGGGAGAGUGUUGGACCCUGUAGAAAUAGAUAGCAUGAUACAUCAAAAGCAUCAGCGCGUUACAAAACCAUCGUGAGAAUAUGUACUUACAAUGUACGGGGACUUAAUAUCCCUGAAAAGAGACAUUUGUUAAACAGGGACCUCACAUCACAACACGCUGAUAUAGUGUGCCUACAGGAGACACACUUUAGGCACAACGAUCACCCCACUAUUCAAUCUCUCCACUUCCCGCACCAGUAUCACGCCACCUCACCCGCUAAAUGCAGAGGAACCUCCAUCCUCCUAAGCAAACACUUGAAUUUUCAACCACAAUAUCAUGAAACUGACGCAAACAGCAGAUAUGUCAUAGUAAAGGGAGUAAUCAAUGAUAUGCCCUACACAAUAGUAAACAUCUAUGCAACAAAAGUAAACCAACAAAACUUCGUCCAUAGCAUCCUUAAAAAAGUAAGCAAUAUACAACAAGAGAUCACAGUGAUAUGCGGGGAUUUCAACCACAUAUUAGACUUCAAACUGGACACCACUCUAUCACAACAGAGUAGUAGACACCGACCACUAAGGAGACAAUGUAAGGCCAUCCCUAAACUCAUAAAUGAAUACCACUUCUACGAUGCAUGGCGCAAAACACACCCAGGAGAUAAAGCAUUCACCCACUUUUCCAAUGUACACAACUCAUACUCCCGGAUAGAUGGAUUUCUCCUAUCAGGUCCACACUUAAAUCAACUGCACACUUGCGACAUACAACAGAUUACGUGGUCCGACCACGCACCAGUGCUCCUUGACAUGAAAAACAUGUAUGACUAUAAGCACCAUAGCCCAUGGAAACUCAACGACACAUUACUCCAUGACAGGGAUUGCACGGAGGAACGAACAGCAGACCUAAAAUCCUACUUUACACUAAAUAACAUGGGAGAGGUAACACCAACAACGGUCUGGCAGGCUCACAAGACAGUAGCCAGGAGACUACUAAUUAGAAGGGCAGCAUAUCUCAAAAAACACACAAACACUAAGAUCAAAAAAUGGCAACAAGAAUUGUAUGACCUAAACACACAAAAUCAAAUAAAACCGCUAGAAACCAACAAACAACGCAUCACAACUAUAACCAGAUUAAUACACCAACAGGCCCUAGAGAAAACACAAGCAAACAUGACAAAACUAAAAAUAACCCACUACAUACAGGGAAACAAAGCCCAUCUCAAAAGAAACAAGCAAACCAAAAAAUUUCUUACAUACUAGAUAACAAGGGCCAAAAAUGCAUUACACCUAGAGAAAUAAGCGAAGAAUGUCUUAAAAAUGUUGUUGCAAUCCAUUCACCCCUUUACACCCUUCCCUAGGGGAGACGAACAAAACCCAAACUAUGAACCUCUACACCAGAGGGAAUACUCCCCUCCCUAUUUUUCUUUCUGUACCCUAAAUUGAAAAUGCUCAAUAAACAGUAAAUUGGAAGAAAAAAAUAACUUUCUAAUUUUAAACGUUUUCUCAGAAUGGUGUAGAUGAAACUGCAAGAGAGUGCAGGAAGCUUGGUGCAAAAGUGUACGCGUAUGUGGUGGACUGCAGCAAACGGGAAGAAAUCUAUGCAACUGCUGCCAAGGUGAAAAUGCAAUGCUACUCAACAGAUUUGAAUGCUAGCCUUUCUUUAGAACUUACAUCUUCUAUUCCCCUUAUUAAUUGUGUAGCCUGCCUUAUAGUGUCAUAAUAACAUUCUUUAGAACAUAUGCCCACAAUUACAUGAACUGGUCACAGCGUGGUCACAGGGGUUGCAGCUGCAACCAGGCUGUCACUCCAGGGGGCCUGGCUGCAGCUGCGACUUCGGCCACCAUGGGCUGCCAUCACUUCAGGGCCAGUGUAUGGCCGCACCAGACCAGGGGGCGCUCAUUCACCCUGUGACAGGCAGGAGGGGAGCGCACGGCACAGUGCUCCCUUCCUGUCAGUCAUUGUAUGUAGCAUGACCAAGCGGACUGCGGUAGAGAGGCCUCUGCUUUCCUUUACCUGGUCUGACAGGAAAUUCUGACUGAGAGCACUUCCUGUCAGAUUGGUACCAUGGUCCGCUGGGCCAAGCUACACAGAGAGAGCAGGGGGAGAUGUGGUGGUGGUGGUGGGGAGGAUUAAGAUACAUGGGGUAGCUGGAGGUGUAGAAUGAAACACAAGGAAGGGGACAAUAAGAGACAUGGAGGGGCUGGGAUAAGAGUUUAAACACAUGGAAGGGUUGAGAGGGGAAUUGAGACACCUGGGGGGAUGAGACACAUGGAGGAGCAGGGGGGAUGAGACACAUGAGGUACUGUGGGGAAAUUGAGACACAUGGAGGGGCUGGGUGGAAUGAGAGACACGGAGGGGCUGGGGAGAUUGACACACAUGGAGUGGUUGGGGGAUGAGACACAUGGAGGAGCUGGGGAGUGAUGAGACACAUGGAGGAGCUGGGCAGUGAGAAGACAUAUGGAGGGGCUGGAGGGUGGAUGAGACACAUAGAGAAGCUGUGGGAGAAUGUGGCACAUGUAAGGACUGGGGUGGUAAUGAGACACACAGAGAGCUGGAGGGAGAAUUAGACACAUGGAGGGGCUGGGGGAGAUGAGACACAUGGAGGGGCUGGGGGGAUGAGACACAUGGAGAAAUUGGUCGGGAUGAGACACAUAGAGGGGCUGUGGGAGAAUGAGACACAUGGAAGAUCUGGGGGUGUGAAAUGAGACACAUAGAUUUGCUGGGGGGAAGAAUGAGACACAUGAAGGAGCUGGGGGGAUGAGACACAUGGAGAGGCUGCGAGGGAUGAGGCAAAUGGGUGUUGGCCCAGGGCAAUUUUUGCACUGCAGCCCGUUGCUUUCUAGUUAUGCCUCUGAUUGCAUGGCAUAUUCAAGAUGUGGUCUAAUCAUUGAUUUACAAAGGGGCAAAAUUAUAUUUUCGUUCCGAGCCUUAAAAUCACUUUUUAUGUGUUUUGAUCAUUUAUAAAUAGGUUGAAUAGAAGUGGUCCCAGAACAGACCUCGUGCCACUUUAUCCAGCUUUAAAAUUUAACAUUAAUGACAACUCUCUGUACUCUAGUACACACAUUAAUUUAAAUAAAAUGUAUUUCCCAGGUCAAAGAAGAAGUUGGAGAUGUUAAUAUUCUGAUCAAUAAUGCCGGUAUUGUUUUCUGUGCUGAUCUGCUGACGCUGCAAGAUAGCCAAAUCCAAAAAAUAUUUGAAGUGAAUAUUCUUGCUCAUUUUUGGGUGAGUGUUUUUUUUUCUUUGCCAAACUGCUGUGGUGUAUUUAGACAGCAAGAAAGGUUUACUGAGUGAUGUCCUUGAGUUGUGUCACUUUGCAUGUGUGGGAUUGGUAAUGGAGUGUGUGCAAUUUUUUUCUGUGUCCCAGAGAAGCAAGUGCUGGUUGUGCAACCCAUGACACCGAGAAAACUUUGAUAGUCCCACUGAAUCCAGAAUGUUAGGAAGGCGUGCUGGUUUCUGCAUUAGGAAAGUACAUAUCCUAACAUAAUUCAUUAGAAAAAUUCCCUUUAAAUAUUACCCACCAAUUUUCCCAUAACCUUCCAUGCAUCUUUUAUUUUCUAAUGUUGGUCCCACAUCUUGGAAAGAUUUAGGUAGCUUUGUUCAACAUAGCUAUGUGAAAUACUCAAUAUAAAUUGCAGUCUGCAUUUACUUCUUAGUUUGUGCUAAUAUAAGAUGUGUUUUGUAUUGCCCAGUGCUCUGUGCUAAACUGGAAUUAUUAUCUUUUUCUCUACCAAAGACCACAAGAGCUUUUCUUCCAUCCAUGAUAACCAACAACCAUGGACAUAUUGUUACAGUAGCUUCAUCAGCAGGUGUUAUUGGAGUUCCAUUCUUGGUGGACUAUUGGUGGGUAUAUUAUUUCAUAGUACUUAAAAUCUCUAAAUUAAUUUCUGGUACAUGAUCAUCAGUUAACUUAUUUAUGAACAGUCACUUUUCUGGAAAAGAUACCAUUUAAUAAAAAAAAUAUAUAAAUAACAUAAGUGGAUAUUAAGAAAACUGUAUAGGUACAAAAAAUGUAUAUCCUUGUACUCCCCCCAACAGUAAACAAACUGUCACUAAAUGCCUUUUCCCUAAAUAGUGUAAUAAUGAGCUGCAGAAUUACAUUGUAUAAUCUUUACUUUGAUCAGAUUGUCUGUUUCUCCUCUGAUUUCAUGUCAUUACCCCCUUUACGUUUUCCCUUCUACCUGUAUUUCAGCUGGACUGUCCACCAAUGGCCAUCCUCCAGUGAUUCUCUAUGAGAAUCAGUAAUGACACACCUCAGAAGGCAUGCAUGAGCUUCAUGAUGCAAUUUGCAUCACUUAACAUGUGCCCACAAUGCCUGCCCAAUAAGUACUCAGCCUAAGAUACACUACAAAUACUGCAUUUAGACAUUAAAACUUACAUACCACAUCAAACACACACAAACAGUUCCUCACCACAUUAGGUAUCAUAUUGUGUCAUAUGUUUAUUAUAAAUAAAUAUAAAGAGUCAGGCAAACUCAUAAAUACCUAUAAUAGAUAAUAAGUGUUAUAUAUCUAUCUAUCUAUCUAUCUAUCUAUCUUUCUCAAUCUAGCCAUCUAGGGAGGUUGAUUAACAGGGGCAGGAGAGGAAAGAGUUAACAGUGGGUAGGGAGGUUGGCAGACAAACAGUAGGCAGUGAGGUUGGCUGGCAGGGAAAGUGUUAUCAGUGGGUAGGGAGGUUGGCUGACAGGGACUGGCAGGAAAGGGGUUUACAGUGGGUAGGGAGGUUGGCUGACAGGGACUGUUGGAGAAUUUAUUACUCGCAUUAAAGGGAGGGAGGGAGAGGAGCACAUAUGGGCUCUAGCCUUGUCUCUACUGUGUAGUCUGUGCUGUAAGCAUUCCUUACACUACAGAAGACAUGCCUCUAUUUUCAUUGGCUGGAAAAGGUACGCUUCUUUCAGAGACUGGGAAUCAGGAACAUGUUAAAAUUUUAGAGGUGGUGGCUAAGGAGGCUGAGUUACACUGCUGAAAUCAGCAAAAUAUUUUACAGCACUGCAGGAAAACUACACAGAAUUGUAUGAAAAGAAACUACCCACAUGUACUUCAGCUUAUUAGCUUUAAUUUAAGCUUAACCUUGUUGUGUCCAACAAGCUGAUUUUACGCAUGUGCCCUAAUGUUGGAAAAUGUACAACGCUAGGAUGGUGACAAUCUAAAAUUCUAGUAUGUGUUGGAAAAGUGAAACCUAUCAACCAUUUGUCUACAAUUCCUUGGUGAUUUUUUUUAUUCUAAGCUUUUCAAAUAAUUUAAUAUUUUUGGAUACACAUUUAAACUGAUUUGUAUAAAAUAUUAAAAUAUACAUACAAAUGUAUUUUAAAAAAUCUAAAUAUUAAAAUAUUACUUACAAAUAUUAAAUAAUUUAACCCCUUCCCGACCCAGGACGGUUCAGGACCGUCAUCGGCAUUUUCCCAUUGCCGACCGAUGCCGGUCCUGAACCGUCCUAACGGUCAGAGGUACUUACCUGAUCGCCGUCGUUCCCCCGGCGGCGAUCAGCGUGGCUCCGGUUUUGGGGAGACUGCCUGCAGCCCAGACAGUCUCCCCACACUGAAUUAGGACCCCUGUGGCCAUGUGAUCGCUUAACACAGCGAUCACAUGGUCACAAUAGGUGUCCAUGUGUCUGCCUGCAGGGGGACUGUCUGUACUGACAGGCAGUCUCCCUGCUAGUGUAAAAUCAGAAAAAAAAAUAAAGUUAGUGUUAAUAAAAAAAUAAAUAAUAAUUAUAUAUGUGUAUAUAUGAUAUAUAGACAUAUAUUAUAUAUAUAUAUAUAAAAUAUGUCUAUAUAUCAUAUAUAUAUAUAAUGUCAUACUAAGUGUAUUUUUAUAUUAAUAUGUACUUAUAUUAAUAUAAAAAUACACUUAUAAUUAAAUUACACACGUAUAUAUAUAAUAUAUAUAAUAACUAUAUAUAUUGUAUAUAUAUAUUAUUAUAAAAUAUAAAUAAUAAGUAAUUUAAAUUAAAUAAAAUUUUUUUUAAAUAAUAAAAAAAAUUUAAAAAAUUAUAUAGCUAUAUGAAAUUUUAUUCUAACUGUAUUUUAAAAUUAAUAUAUAUAUAUUUAUAUCAAAAUACACUUAGAAUGAAUUUGUAUAUAUAUCUAUGUAUAUAAAAAUAAAUAAAAAUAAUAAGAAAUAUACAUACGUCCAUAUACAAAAUUACAUAAAUAAUUAUAUAAAUAUACACGUAGACUUCAAAUAUAUAAAUAUGCAUAUAUAUUUAAAUUCUACGUGCGUAUUUAUGUAAUAUUUUUACAUAAUUCAGUAAUUUUAUUGAUUGCAAUUUGAGGGACCUGCCUGCCAACCCAGGCCGAAAUUCCAGAGAAUUUAAUUUGCUAGCACUGUAUUUUACCCUGUAACGUUCUACGACACCCUAAAACCUGUACAUGGGGGGUACUGUUUUACUCGGGAGACUUCGCUGAACACAAAUAUUAGUGAUUCAAAACAGUAAAACAUAUCACAGCGAUGAUAUUGUCAGUGAAAGUUACUUUUUUUGCAUUUUUCACACACAAACAGCACUUUUACUGAUGAUAUAAUUGUUGUGAUACGUUUUCCAGUUUUUAAACACUAAUAUUUGUGUUCAGCGAUGUCUCCCGAGUAAAACAGUACCCCCCAUGUACAGGUUUUAUAGCAUUUUUGAAAGUUACAAGGUCAAAUAUAUGGGUCAAAUAUUUUUACAUUGAAAAUGGCCAGGUUGGUUACGUUGCCUUUGAGAGCGUAUGGUAGCCCAGGAAUGAGAAUUACCCCCAUGAUGGCAUACCAUUUGCAAAAGAAGACAACCCAAGGUAUUGCAAAUGGGGUAUGUCCAGUCUUUUUUAGUAACCACUUGGUCACAAACACUGGCCAAAAUUAGCGUUCAAUUUAGUUUUUUUACUUUUUUCACACACAAACAAAUAUGAAUGCUUACUUUGGCCAGUGUUUUCGACUAAGUGGCUACUAAAAAAGACUGGACAUACCCCAUAUUGAAUACCCUGGGUUGUCUACUUUAAAAAAAAUAUGUACAUGUGGGGUGUUAUUCAGAGAUUUAUGACAGAUAAUAGUGUUACAAUGUCACUAUUGAUAAAUUUUAAAAUGUAUGUUUUGAAACCGCAAUAUCCUACUUGUACCUAUAGCCCUAUAACAUGCAAAAAAAAGCAAAAAAGCACGUAAACACUAGGUAUUUUUAAACUCAGGACAAAAUUUUGAAUCUAUUUAGCAGUUUUUUUCAUUCGCUUUUGUAGAUGAGUAAAAGAUUUUUCAAGUAAAAGUCAAAAAACAUGUAUUUUUUUCAAUUUUUCAUCAGAUUUUUUUAUUUUUUUUAAAUUAAAAUACAUGAGAUUAUAUAAAUAAUGGUAUGUAAAGAAAGCCCCUUUUGUCCUGAAAAAAACAAUAUAUAAUUUGUAUGGGAACAGUAAAUGAGAAAGCGGAAAAUUACAGCCAAACACAAACACCACAAAAGUGUAAAAAUAUGCCUGGUCGCAAAUGUACAACAUCGCAAAAACAGUCCAGUCCUUAAAGGACCACUAUAGUGCCAGGAAAACAUACUCGUUUUCCUGGCACUAUAGUGCCCUGAGGGUGCCCCCACCCUCAGGGUCCCCCUCCCGCCCGGCUCUGGAAAGGGGAAAAGGGGUUAAACUUACCUUUUCCAGCGCUGGGCGGAGAGCUCUCUGCCUCCUCUCCUCCUCCGAUCCGCCCCGUCGGCUGAAUGCGCACGCGCGGCAAGAGCUGCGCGCGCAUUCAGCCCGUCGCAUAGGAAAGCAUUUACAAUGCUUUCCUAUGGACGCUUGCGUGCUCUCACUGUGAAAAUCACAGUGAGGAGCACGCAAGCGCCUCUAGUGGCUGUCAAUGAGACAGCCACUAGAGGAUUAGGGGGAAGGCUUAACCCAUUCAUAAUUAUAGCAGUUUCUCUGAAACUGCUAUAAUUAUGAAAAAAUGGGUUAAGCCUAGAAGGACCUGGCACCCAGACCACUUCAUUAAGCUGAAGUGGUCUGGGUGCCUAGAGUGGUCCUUUAAGGGGUUAAAGAGAUUGUGUAAAAAUAUUAAAUUGGCACUACAGUGUGAUAUUUUCUCCUAGGGACAUGCACGCACACUGUCUUUUCUUCAUGUAACAUAUAAAAUGUAUUUCACAGAGUUCAGAGUCCAUCUCACCUUCUCUAUUUAAACUAUGACACUUGUUUUUUAUUUCGAACGACAACUGUCCAAGUCUUUCCAAAUAUUUUUGCUCUAUUAUAUUUAGGAUAUUAUUUAUAUGGUUAUUUGAUUAACCCAAAGUAACAAAAUGUAUAUUUGCAAAAAAUAAAAAUAAAUCUAAAAGGAAAACACAACAGAUUUAUACAAUUAUAAUAUUGUAAUUGAUACUUUUGAUUUAAUUAAACUUUGCAUUAUGUUUUUAAUUUGAUAUCAUUUUGCCAUACUGUUUUCAGGAAACAUAUAUUUGAAAAACAAUGGUAUUAAUGUAUUGCACACAUUUUAUUCUCUAGAUCAGUGGUUCCCAACCCAGUCCUCAAGUACCCCCUAACAGGAUUUAGGGAUUACCAAAUUGUCUCUAAGGUGUUUGUAGAAAAAAAAAACACUUUAGACACAACAGGGUAAUCCCUAAAUCCUGGACUGGUAGGGGGUACUUGAGGACUGGGUUGGGAACCCCCGCUCUAGAUCCUGUAGGUAUGUUGACUGUAAUAGUAGUUUUGGGAUUUGCUAUUUUAUCCAUUCUAUCUAGUUAAACGCUCACAUGCAUUUAUCAGAAUACAUUUUUGUAUUUUCUGCGCUAAUGGCUUUGUCUUAUUCAGCAUCUUUUUGUGUUGGGAGUAUAUUCUCUACACUCACAAGCUACACCCUCAAACUAGAACAAGAUGCAACAUGUUUUCUUACAGAGAGCCAGCUUGCUACUUAACUCUCUGCCAUUAAACUGAUAGAGUGUAGAACUUCAAAAGAAUUACAAGCUGCAAUGAUAACCCCCUGGUUUGUAUCAUACAAUUGUGGAGAGUUUGACGAAGACAAGGGCUUUUUCAACCCCUUCAACCGCUAGGUCAAUGUGUAAAUAUAUUUCCAGAGUUGAUCAGCAAUAAUAGGUUGAGUAUGUUGGGGGCAGGUAAUAUAAAGAAGACUCCGGAGAACACCCCUUAUUCUCUUUUCCAUAUUCUGGUGUCCAUCAGUUCCGGGCCCUUACCUACCUUAGAUUUCUUUAAUACAGCUUUAGUUUCAUUCUAUGUAAAAUAUCCCUGUAGAUUAUUAUUUUUAAUUAAACAAAACCACUGGCUAGUAUUAUGCUAACAAAACAUAUCCACACAUGAGAAUACUUUAAAGGAUUUAAAGGAACACUAUAGGGUCAGGAACACAAACAGGAGGAACACAUGUAUUCCUGAACUUAUAUUGUUAAAUCCACCAUUUAGGUGGCUUGCAACUGAUGCAAUGAGUAGCUUCACAUUUCUUAUACAACCAUGUCUAAAGACACAUACCGUGGUCGAGGAACAGAUGUUAGUCUGUUUGAGAAGGGUCAAAUCAUUGGCAUGCAUCGAUCAAAGAAAACAUCUAAGGAGAUUGCAGAAACUACUAAAAUUGGGUUAGGAACUGUCCAACGCAUUAUUAAAAGCUGUAAGGAUGGGGUGUGGCUUGGCGCCAGACGAGAAUGGCCACCUAAUCCUCCAGCUCCGCUCCUGACUGCACCAAAGCAGAACUAAACAGCGCAAUCUGGCACCCAUGAGGUGCACCAAGCAAGCCCAAAUGAACCCCAUCCACACCGAGAACACAAGGGAGCAACCCGCACCCCUCGAUACGCAGUUACCUGCAUACUCCAGGAGACUUUCUCUCGCAGGAUGAGGCCUCCAACAUGGCGCCCUCCUCGCCAAGCUCCACGCUGUCGGAAGAAUGCCCCCUAACCGCCGCCAUGCAAAACUCUCAAAAACGCUAUUGGUGGCAAUUCCCCUUCGCCCUCUCAGCCCGACGAGGUAAUACCGAAGCCACAAUUUGGACACCACAGGAUGUCCAGGCCUUCCAAGAAGCCCUCGACCUCCCACCCAUCCCGGACUGGAUGAGUUGCCCGGCAAACGAACGCUCCAUAGGAAGACCAACCCGCUGCAUCAUUCAACAGGGUCCGGACCCCUCACUGGACCAAUCACACACCCAGGACGCCCUCACAACACCUACAGAACUAGAAGCACUUACACCCUGGGCACCUAGACAUAGCUACACACCGGACAUUAGAUCAGAGACAAACUAAGGACGCAGACACCUUAGAGACGAGAUAGCUAAGCUCCUCAUAUUAAGUAUUAAUUGUCUUUGUUGCUUUUCUCUUACUCACUCCCUAUUUUACUUAUUUAUCAGUCCACCAACUUGUUUAUUGUUUAUUACACGGGCAUGUUCUAACUGUUCUAAAUGUUGUAAAUGUUUUCCUUGAUGAUGUCAUAUACUGUAUUAAUACUGUAUGAUGUUCUUCCAUAUGUUUCUAGUUUACUCUUAACUCGUAUGCUCUACGGUACGCACCUUGAAACAACCAAUACGGAUGCUCAUUUACACGCAUCACAGACCGGCAAACCGGUCUUUCCCUUGAUGGGUGCCACAUCUCACAGAAAGUGGGCAGCAGGGGACGGAUACUGACCAACUGUGACACCCCACUCUCUGAACAGUGACCUACCCAGCCGCUAACGACACCAGCCCCACGGGUUUACUGCCAACACCCUGAGAGGUGGAUACAUGGGACAACGUCCCCAGACAUCCACCUACCAGCAGCAUAUUACCCCUGACCCCAGUCGUCUUUGCGACCCAAUAACACCUCCACUUAUUGCCCCACACUGCCCUUUACCCCUUCCUUCCCCGCUGAUCUCCCUAUCAUCUCUCCCUGCAACACCACCUACACACUUUUACCUGUCUACAAAAGCGGCACACUGCUUGGUAGGGCGCUGAGAGCGCGAAGGCAGAAGAGCCAAAAGAUCUCCCUAGCGGGAAAAACCUUACUCAUCUCUAAAGCCAAAGAAGAAGGCUUCCGAAAAUAUUACUCCUCACUGUACUGCUUAGCCCCAAACAUCUCACAUGAAAACAAAGUAGAGGGGACCUUCCCAACACGCCAAAAAGCGUAUAUCGCACAGAACAUGACAUCCAAGCUAACACCACACAAAAUUUGAAAUCCUCAACGUGGGAUGCCCUCAAGCACUGGUAGCCACGCUGCAAAAUGAGCUUCCCUUCCACUGGUGAAAGGAGGUAAUCAAAUACCUGAGGAUCUGGUUAUCUGCAGACCUAACAGAUUCCUACCGCAUCAAUUUCCCACCUCUCCUCGACCAGAUACAAAAGGACCUAGACUCAUGGCAACUUCCACAUAUUACGUGGCUGGGGAGGAUCAGCGUACUUAAAAUGAACAUACUCCCGCAAAUUUUAUAUCUUCUGCAAACCCUACCAAUCCACAUCCCAAAACCUUCCUAUCACAAACCGGAAAAUGCUGACAGACUAUGUCUUGCACCGCAAGAAGGCGAGACUGAACUUCGCCACCCUCACCAAACCCAAGCAACAUGGGGGACUGGGACUACCAGAUCUGGCAAAAUAUUGGCGGGCCGUCCACCUUCAGAGGGUGAUCGAAUGGACACACAACACGAAAGAUAAACUUUGGAUCUCAAUAGAGGCGAGCUUUUCACAGACACCCCUGCCCCUCCUCCCAUGGCUACCGAAAACUAUGACCGGUGAGCUACCGAACAAACACCCAACCCUGAAUGCCAUGAUGACUGUCUGUAGGAUAAUGGCAUCGCACGAUAACAUGGCCCCGGAGCUAUCACCGCUAUGCCCCAUAUCGCACAACCCAUGAUUCACCCCAGCGCCAGACCCCCGCUAUAUUACACCCCUUGGACUGCUAUCCCCCUGCAGACUGAAGGAUAUGUACAAACAGGGCACGAUCACUUAGCUUCAGAUACCAUCAAGUGACGAGGUUCCCGAAGAACAUACCUGGCCUAGACUCAGCAUCAAGAGCACUCUCUACUUUCGAGGCCAUCUGCACGAACUCCCCUCCCCCACCGCAUGCAAUCUCGAUCCUCUACCACAUGCAAAUCACCCCUCACACUGACGCACAUCUCCCUUAUUUCACUUGAUACUGCGAAAAGGACCUAGGACACACACUCUCAGCGGAACAAUGGACCACAGUGUUUACACUUAUACACAAAGCCUCUAUAUCCACCAAAUUCCAGGAAACUGGGUACAGAAUGAUCUCACACUGGUACAGGAUGCCAGAAAAACUAACCGUGAUGAAGACUACGGAAUGCUGGAGAUGCAGGAAGGAACUAGGAUACCUCUUCCAUAUCUGGUGGUCAUGCCCACUCAUCAAAACCUUUUGAGCAGCGAUGGCAUAACGCUGAGGGAAGGGACACAACCCAAAAGGACGCAGAGAACCAUCAGCCCCGGCCUGGGGGUGAGGGAAGCUAGAAUGGGGUCCUGGGAACAAACCCCACCAUCUACCCUAGCCACUUGACCUAGCCAACCCCCCUCCUCCACCUUUCACACUCUCGUUCCUCACUAACCCUCCAAGCGCCUUCUUCCUCCCCCCCAGCAAUUCAAACUACACAUAACCAACUACUGACACAACAGCACUGGAACAUGACACCACGUAGGGAGGACAACCACACAACACAACACUCAUACGAGACCCCACACGUACCCAUGAACAAUGAACACAAUACAAACCACCCUUCUUGGAACACCCUGGAGCCAGGCUGAUGCACAGACACAACACAAGAAACCAGACCUGCCAGAAGCGGUUACCAACCCCUCCGAGACCCGAUUGGGAUAUAUAUCUUGAACCCAACUCAGCAUCACUGGUCCCAUCACACUGCCACUCUCGUAGGCACUCCAAAGUUUUCGGUCGCUUAAACGACCUCCCACCCCACACGCUCUCCCUCGACCUGGGGCGCUCUCCACCCAAAAGCGAUUCCUCUGACAUUCAGCUCUGAACAACAAUAAAAACAGACAAAACAAGGCACAAUAGUACCACCCCAAUGGACAAGCUAACCUGCUCGCAGCGACCACACGAUAGUGCCCCACGGGUACCAGGGGAGGGACGGCAUGACUGACAAGACCUACACGGCUUCCAGACACAUACGACAGCAACCCAAGGAUAGACCUCCCCGUCACACUGCGAACCACCCACUAACCGUUGACUCCCCUACACUACCCACCAAGCACCAAACAGGUCCGGCAGCAGUGGGCCCCCGGCUUGCGUCUCCCUGCUGCCCACGAGUCCCCCCCCACCUUAGAAUAUUAAGUUUCAUGUUCCAAGUUCCAUACCUCAGUUCAAUACCUCUCCAGAACUAUACACUCCACUGAUACAGCUAACUACAGCUAAUCCCUACCACUCAAUGUAACCUCACAUUCAAAAAAAAGGGAAUGUACUGCAUAGCUGAUAAUGUUAGUUAUAUGGUCUGAAAUGCAUAUACUGUACACUCACAAAUUGAAGUUUGAACUGCAUACUUUGCUGACCUGCUCAGCAUUGUACUCUGUUAUGUAAAAAGAUCUACCUGUGACUAAUGAAUGACAUCUAUAAAAACCGUGAAUUAAAAAAAACAAAAAAAUGGAAGGAUAGUGGGGAACCAUCGUGAUGGGUGCAUCAGGGUAAGAAGAGAGACAGAUGAAGUGAUGCACCCAUCAUGCCUAGUGCCUACUGUACAAGCCUAUGGGGGCAGUGCUAUGAUCUGGGGUUGCUGCAGCUGGUCAGGUCUAGGUUCAGCAACAUUAUGUGCCCAAAGAAUGAGGUCAGCUGACUACCUGAAUAUACUGAAUGACCAGGUUAUUCCAUCAAUGGAUUUUUUUCUUCCCUGAUGGUAUGGGAAUAUUCCAAGAUGACAGUGCCAGGAUUUAUGGGGCUCAAAUUGUGAGAGAGUGGUUCAGGGAGCAUGAGACAUCAUUUUCUUACAUGGAUUGGCCACCACAGAGUCCAGACCUUAACCCCAUUGAGAAUCUUUGGAAUGUGCUAGAGAAGACUUUGCACAGUGGUCCGACUCUCCCAUCAUCAAUUCAAGAUCUUGGUGAAAAAUGCACAAGCUUAUCGAAACAAUGCCACAGCAAAUGCGUGCUGUAAUCAAAGCUAAAAGCUGUCCAACAAAAUUUUAGAGUGUGUCUGUCACGGCAAGGGUGUAUAAUUUAUUAUUACACUAUGGAAUAUCAUCCUUUAAUGUAAUUUGUGUAGUAAAUGGCACAAAUUACAGAGAUGCUAUUGCUGAGGUCAACAGGGGUUACAUCUUUUGAAGCUGGGACCCCCACAGAGGUCAAAUGACAGAAGUAAUAUAGUAAUAUAGUAUGAAUGGCAUAGGAAUGUGAAAAGGAUUUUACUAUAUGGAUGUGAAGUAAUCAAGGCUCUGCAAGGUGUGAGGUUCUACACUUGGAAAAAGUCUGAAUGUCUCUUCAUCCAUUUGGCAUGUACCUUGUAAAGGAUAGUUCAAUCAUUUGAAAUGGUAAUGGGGUUAGUUUCAUGAAGAUCCUUGUGUUCCAGUAUCUUAUCCAAGUGAAACAUUAAUACUUACCCACAGGUUAAUAAUAAAGCCUAAUUUUUAUUAUAUUUGGAAUGGGACAAGCCCAAUCUUUUAAUUAAGCCUAAACAUGAGUUGCACAAUUUAAACCGUGUGGCAGGACUUGUGAUGUCCGUCCUAUUGGAUCGUGGGCGGGGCGUGCAACAUAUCUUUGGAAUGGGAAAACAAUAACAAAUUCAUAGAGGCAAUUAUUAUUUCUGUGGCAAGUACAGUAGAGGAGAUAAAACCAAAAGUUUGUAUGUGGCUUGUUGUUUUCUGGAACAAAGGAGGUGGACACUUAGUAUCCCUAUUGCUCCACCCCUGGAUGAGGCGUGGCAAUUCAAAGGGUAUAUCUCCUGUGAUCCUGAAGGGUGUUUGUGUACUUGCUUGGGGCCAAGAUCUAAUUUUAAAUGAGUCACCAUCUUUCCUUGCCAUAGACCCCCUGGACAGAGGUUGUACUUUGAAAACCUAAGUGAGUAAUUAGGACUUCUGUAUUUUAUCCUUUUUGUUUUUAUCUGUUGUUGGUGUAAAUAAUUUGUUUAUCAUAUAUUGUUAUAUGCACUGUGACUAUCUUUUGCUCAUAAUAAACGUUCAUUUAUUAAGUUUUGCCUUUGUCUGGUUAAGAAUCACGUUACCUGAAGAGACUAGUUAGUAUUUUUGUAAUUCCUUGAAUAUUGUACUAGGUAAUAUUUAGUGGGUUUUAUUAUUGAUUUGCCUGGGGGACCAAGGCACCCCAUUUAUAAAUUGUCUUGGUGGUGGCAGCGUUGAAAUAGUAAUAGUUAUAUUAUUAUGUUUAAGUGUAGGUGGUGUUAAAAGGGGGAUUUUGUCAUUAUUUCCGGUCUAGUGCAGACAAAUAGUGAACUUUAACCCUUUCACAACCACAACUAUGUCACGCACACUCUUGUAGUAGGGUGUGUUCGUAACAGUGUCCUUUUUUUUUCACCAGGAAGUGUAUAAAUGUUACCUCCCUUUGUACUUUAUAUUCCUUUAGGAGCUGCUGUCUUUCUUUAUCUCAUUUGUGGUGUCCUGUCCUGCCUUAAUAGAUUGCAGAUACAAGGAAUCUAUCCCCAGCAAGUGCAAUGUGAGUGCUUCAUUAUACGUUUGUGCUGUGCUGAAUUGUAUCAGGGCAGCAGGACCAUACAGAGAGCCCUUCAGUGAUGCUCUGUGCACAGUCUGCCCUCAAUGGGGCCCACGUGGUAGGCUGUAAGUCACUCCAGGCCCCUUGUUAGUAAGGCCCUUUUCCAGGUGAGACAGCCCAUUGGACAUCAGCAGGGACACAAGUGGUGUCACUGACAUGCCCCAUAGACCCGUUCACCUAUUCCUGGUUUUGGGUGCUGUUACACCAUCCUGCUUUUGUUACCUAGUGUCCCCAGAUUAAAUUUGGCCUCAAUACACAAUAUGAGUAGCAUUAUUAGAGCCUAUGGACGCAAUUCUUCAGAAGUGCUCUGAGCAUGGACAGUAUGGACUAGGACUUGCCAUACAUGCCUGUCAGCAUGACUGGUCAGAGCUGCAGUUAGACCCAUUUGUGACCAGACCUUCCCCUUUUCACACUCUGCUCACCCACUUAGACCGUUUCCCCUUUGUCAAGUACCUACCUUCUAAUGUUGAGAGGUAAGAAUAUGUAGGUUCCCAAAAAUGCCAUCCAAACAAAAUACUAUUAUUCAUUUGGUGGCUUAAUACCCAUUUACAGUAGGUACUUUUCCACCUGCAUAUUGACUUUAUGGGACAUUGCAUGCUGCAGUUCUGAAAUGUACUCAAUAGAUACAGAGUUUUCCUACUUUCCUCAGUCAUGGCUACUACAGGUUAACCAUUAUUUUUUAUCCACAGAGUUGCCAUAGAGUAUGGUAAUAAGGUCACCAUUAAAUGUUCUGUUGCAUUGGCUUCUAUGAGAAAAUAUGUUUUGACUGAAAUAUUAAAGCAAAUAAAAUAUUUAAACCACUUAUUGUCUCAAGUGGAAUUAUUAAAAGACAAAUUAAAUGCCCAGGAAAACAUUAAAACAAGACAUUCAGGCACAAGUAUAAUGCUUAUUUCAUUUUCGGUAAAUGCACAUGUAAUUAAUUAUUUACGGAAUGUAUAAACAGGGUUGAACUUUGGAAUAUAAGUUUAAGGCAAAAACCAUGCCUGCUAAAAAUGUGAUAGUUAAAGUAAACCGUAAAAAUGUUCUCCCAUUUAAAAAAACAUUUUAUUCUCACUUUUAGUGCCACUAAAUUUGCAGCAUUUGGGUAUCACAAGUCACUUACCGCAGAACUCUCUGCAAUAAAGAAACCUGGAAUAAAGACUACAUGUCUCUGUCCUGUAUUUGUCAACACUGGCUUUGUAAAAAAUCCAAGCACAAGGUAACUAUUGGAUAAUUAAUGUACUUAAAUAAAUCAAAAAUGUAACUCCACGUGUAUGUUAUAUAUGGACACUAAAAAAAGAUGGGUCCAUGCAUGUAUUGAAACAGGUCUGCAGUAGGCUGCAUUGCUCACCUGCAAAACUGAAAUAAAACAAUAAUGCAUGUAGGUAAUUCAGCUAGUGGCAUAUUUAUCUCCCACGUAAUUAUGUUAUAACCCCCAGUACUGGAAUAGUUUAACGUAGUGGUGAUCUUAAAGGAACAUUACAAGGAUCACAACCACUACAAAGCGCUGUAUGGAUUAUGGUACCAUAAUGGUACCUUUUUAGAAUGGUUUGACUUCUUACAACUGCCUCUAUUACUGCCCAAUGAGCUCUCUUCACUGCACUGCAAUGCACGGUUCAAUAAGCUCUCUUCACUGAGCUUGGUGCAGGGUUUUGCUCAUUGGCUCAAUCAGUUGAUGCUCUCCAGAAAUAAGCUAGAACAUUACUAUAGCCCUUAGCUCCUGUAAGCUAACAGAAAGCUUUGAUCUGUGCAGUUACAGUGCAGAACUAGCUCAUUGGCUGAGAGUGUCUUUGACUUUUUACAAUUGGGGGGAGGGUGGGUGAAAGGCUCUCCUGGCACCAUAAACAAUACAGUGUACUAUAGUGGUUAUCUUUUUUUUUCAAUUUGACAAUUUUGAUUGCGUUUUGUAAGGAUACAGAUAAAUGAAUUUGGGGUUUUAAGGGUUAAAAUAAACAUAACACAUGGUACAUUGUUGUCUCCGACAUCACCUGGUAGUCCACUCCCUAUGCUCCCUAUGCUCCAUUGUCCCAUUUGUCAGCCCCCAUGUCUGUUGUCCCCCGUGUUUAAGGUAUGGUGGCGGAGCACUACAGAGCUUGCCCGAAGGUAGUGGAGUCUCUACUCUGUGGAUGUUGGUGUCAGACCCCAGACCACAGGUGUAAGACUAGGAUGGUGGAGAGUACAUUACGUGUUAUCCCUCAAGUGCAGUCUACCUCCCAUGCUUCCUUUUUUGUUCUCAGGCUGGUGGCAGAGCAUCAGGUUUCUACGUACGUGUGGAUUUCCCAACUCGUCUGUUGUUUGUUUUUGUGGCCUAUGUCUUGUCUCUGUCUAAAUCUUAUCUCUCUUGCUGAUUCUGGCUUUCUGGCCUAUGGUAGACUUUUACCAGUUGGUGUUGCCUGUGUCUCCUGGAUUCUUGGUAAGUGAAUGAGGAUGGGCCAUGAGAUGUCUAUUGGGCGAGUCAAGGCUGCAUCAACAUUGUGGCGAUCUCGAGAAUGGUCAAAAGUUAACAGUUACCAAUAAAACUAUAUACAUGUGGGUAAGUGUAGGUUUCAUGCUAUCCCUGUCAGUUGCCAAAGCCAUUAUGGCCAGUGUGUAGUGAAUCUCUCCAAGAGCUGUCUUUGGUCCUCGAGUGUUUUUGUUUUUUUUCCUUCUUCCCCUCCCGUUUACCUAUCCCCCACAGAGUUUGGGCUUCCAUGGCAUAUUUAUUUGUGGAAAGCUGUUUGUUAACCUUUGUUUCGCACUCUUAAUUCAGAGAUAUUUGUCGUAUUAGGGCUACCCUGUCAGGUGGGUCAGUCUGUUUCCAUGCCCUUGCUACAAGUGUAUUGGCUGCGACCAGUAUAUGGUACAAGAGUCUCGAAUCGGUUCUAUUAUAUUCUUCGAACAUCAUGAAGAGGAGGCCACAUUCCGGUGAGUUUGCGCAUUAUCUCUAAGUGAGAGGCGCAAUGCGUUCUCUUUUUGUGUGCCAAAAAGCCCUUUUCCCAUUGUGUUUCAGUGAACUGUUUGCCUAUAUCUGCCUGCCAUGGCAACAUGAAGCGUUCUGCAGUGUACUUAGUGGCAAUGUUCAGCAUAUUAUAUAUAAGUGAAAGUAGUUUUUUGGGCUGUUGUGCCGAAGUGCACACUUGUUCCAUGGUCUAAAUAGUAGGUGUCGUUGCCUGGUCUUUCGAGUCCAACAACAGAGAUUUCAGUUGGAGGUAUGGGAAUAGUGUUUAGUUGGCAGGCUAUACCUAGUUUGCAAUACUGGGAAUUCUAGCAACUUGUCCUGCUCGUAUAGGUGACCCACAUGGGUGCAUCAAAGGUGGGGUUGGCUAUGUGUAUACUGUACAGAGGGGUGGCCCGUGCCCAGCUUCGUGUGUAUCCCAUAAUUGUUCUAGCCUUUUCCCAUGUUUUAAGAAGUAAUGCCGUGGUUUGUGGCAUGUCUGGGUUUCCUGGUCUUUGUGUGUGGGGUACCCAGAAUAGGUAUUUUAGGCCUCUAGGACAUGUCCAAGAGGAUUCCAUCUCUACCCAUUGUGGUGUGGCAGUCAUUACAUGGGUCUGAACCACAGUGGCAAGAAUGGCUGCCCUAUAGAAGAGUCGGACAUCGGGCAAACUCAAGCCUGCCUUUGCCAGAUGCUUGCAACCCUGGUCGCCACUCUAACUUUACAAUGGGCCCAUAUAAAGCCUGUAAAGAGCCUCUUCAGUUUGCCUAGAUAAGCUUUCGGUAGGUGGAUUUGCAGUGUCUUAAUUAGAUAGUGGAACUUCGGUAAUAAGAUCAUCUUAACCGCUGCCAGUCUGCCGAGCCAGGAUAGAAAUUUGCCUUCCCGUCUUUUUAUGGUAUCUGUCCGGUCCCGCAAUAGUAGGUCAUAGUUAGCUGAGAGUAAGCCUGUAGGGUUCUUGGUAAGUUUGACCCCUAGGAAGGAGAUAUAGUCCUUCCUCCAAUCUAGGGUGAAGGAAGUCUGCAGGAGCUCCAAUGUGUGGCCCGGGAUUCCCACUUGCAGUGUCCUGAAAAAUUAACCUGUGAGUUGUGUUUUAUAUUUUAUAGAGGUACAAGUCAACUACAUAAUCAGUCAUGUGUCUGGCCUUAUGUGAAACUCGAUUAUAUCAGUAUGUUGGUCAAGGUUUGAUUCCAAGGAAGUAAUGUAGAGAGCCAGUGUGGGUUAAGGCCUGUAAGAGUAUUAGAUGCUGUCUGCUGAAUGGGGGUAAGGCUGCGCCAGAAGUAAGAAUGUUACCAAAAGUGGAGUGGCGUCCCCCUUAAGGGAAAAUUGUGUAUGAGAGAUGUCGUGGUAUCGAGACAUGUCUCUUGCUGUCUUCUGACUUUGGCUUGUCUGGGUCGUCAGUGAAGGAUAGCUGCCAGUCAUACGGAGCUUGCGCUGGGCUUGCCCAAUGCACCUUCACCUACACCGUCAUGUGACAAGUGGUGAGGAAAUUUACGCCUAGUGAACUGUAGCUCUAAUAAGUAUCAGCUAGGGAUGUCUAGUAGGCGGGGGAAGGGGUUUAGUUGGCCAGUAGGCCGUCCGAGCUGGUUAGAGGUGUUGUAUGUACUAAACAUAAAAACUGUAAAACAUAAACUUUUUUAAACUAAACAUUAUCCAGUAGGUAUUCAGGUUGUGAUUGCAGCAUAUGAUGCCUUAGAGGGUUACCGCAGGCAAACUCUGUUGCUGUCUCUGAGUUCCAUCUCUGCGGUGGGGCAAGUGGCCGGGGUUGUGGCAUAGAGUCCCGAGAAAGUCCCAAAACUGGUAGAAGUGCUGUCUCCAUCUCAGAGUACCUGGAGUUUGUGGGAUAUGUUCCGUAAGUAUUGGAUUCUAUUUUUCCUGAGCAGGGAGGUAAAUGGUUGAAGGGUGCACCUCCUUGCCAGCGUGCCACCCGAGAUAUCAGUGUAGAAUGUCAGACACAUUGUCUCAAUGUUGUAGGGCGUACUUUCCUUCACUGCAGCCAUCAACACAGCCUUGUCUCUGAUGUUUUGAAAUUGAACCACUAGGUCUCGUGGUACCUCAGCAGGAGCUCUUGGUGAUUUUGGUACUCGGAAAUGACCAUCUAGCCCAACCGCUUCUAGAGCCAGCAUUAGGCACUGCAGAAUCUCUGUCCUCUGGAAUGCCUCUUAUUUUCAAAUAGUUUCUGCGUCAAAUAUCUUCCAUCAUGGAGAAACGCUGAUUAUAGGAUUCCUGUUGUUGCUGCAGCUUUUGUACUGCCUGCUGUAGUGUGGUUAUCUGUUGUGUGUUGGUGUUGGAGGCAGUCUCAAGUUCCCCAAUCCAUCCUUUCAGGCCUUGUAAAUAUGCUCUAAUGUCAGUGAGCAUAUUUCUCUGGAGAGAACUGCAGUGGUCACCGGAGAUGUGUCUGGAGACAGUAGGGCCGGAGGGGGUGGACACGUGGUGGGUAUUUCCUCCAUCUCCUCCUCGAGGGACAGGUUGCCAGACAGAGUACGUGUCAGGGUAAGCGGCCAUCUUGGGCCCAGCCCUGCCACGCGCCUGUCUCCACAUAUCGCUGAUGUUUGAGGCCAUCCGGGGCUUGUCAACUUUUUGCUUUUUCGUCUUGCGACCCAUGCUACUUUCUCUUCAUCUCGGGUAGCAAAUCAAGAGAUUGCUGCGGGCAAUGUGGGUUUUUAGUGCUCAGUAUUGCUGAGCUUGCGGUGGAUGCGGCCGCUGAGCUUGGACGUUUGGCUCCGCCUCUGUAGCAGGUGUGUUUUUGUGUGUAGAGUUGGUGUUUUUAUGUAAUUUUAUCGUUUUAAUACAGGGAUGUGUUUGUAUGGAAUGUUAGCAUUUUCGUGCAGAGGUGUAUUUGGAUGCAGUGUUUGAUUUUAAAUGUGGAUGUACAUUUGUGUGUAGUAUUGGUGUUUGAGUGUUUGUAUAUCAUUUUGGAGUUAGAGUUCGGGGGUGUCUUUUUAUGUCAUGUUUGUGUUUGCAGGCGUGUCUUUGAUUGCAGGAGUUGCGUUGGUCUUUGAUUGCUGGGAUGUCUGUACAUGCAUUUCCACAUACAUACUUACAUAUUACCAAACCGAAACAAAUGGACACAUACACAGUCAUAUACACACAAACACAGAUACACACACUGACACAGAUACACACACCUUGACACACAGAUACACACACCAGCACAAACAAAUACAGAUACACACACCUUGACACAGAGACACAAACUGGCACAUACAAACACAGAUACACACUGGCACAUACAUACAGACAUACACAACUUGACACACAGAUACACACUAGCACACAAAUACACACACUGACAGAUACACAUUAACACAUACACACACAGGCACACAGAUACACACACUGGUACAAAGAUACACACACCGACUCAGAUACACACACCUUGACACACAGUGUGUGUGUAUGUGUGUGUGUGUAUGUAUCUGUGUGUCAGUGUGUGUAUGUGUUAAUGUGUAUCUGUCAGUGUGUGUAUCUGUGUGCUAGUGUGUAUCUGUGUGUCAAGUUGUUUUCCAAUUUAGACACUGUUUUUUAUUAUCCUUAUUUUCCUUUCAUUAUAGAUUCUCUCCAGUAUUGGAGCCGGAAGAUGUUGCAAAGAAUCUGGUGGAUGGUAUUUUGACUAACAAGAAGAUUAUAUUUAUUCCACCUUUUAUAUCUGCAACAGCAGUUUUUGAGUUGUAAGUGCAAACAUUUUAAAAAAAAAAUUCAUACAGGAUUACCAAUUGAGAUAAAAGUUGUGUUGUUUUGAUUUAACUAAUACAACAUAACAAAUCAAAGUUACUGCUGAAAUUCUUAUGUAGAACUAACUAGAUAUGCAUUUAUUUUAUUUUACAGCUUUCUUCCAGAACGUGCUUUGAAAGCUUUGAACAAAUUCCUCGAUGUUAAAUUUGAUGCUAAAGUUCAGUGCAUUGACAAAGAUAAAUAGGUCUGUUUUGUUUGAAUCCUACUGUGUUGUCUAACAAUGUAAUAAUAAUUUUGUGCAAAUAAAAAUAAUGGUGAGAGCACUCAAUGCAUGCAGAAUAGAACGUUGACCAGUACUGUCUUGAGCAUGUAUCUAAAAUGACAAGACAUAAAGAGAACCAUAGGGUAAUAUUGUCAUAAAUAUAUACAAUGACCAUAUGUAACUGGUUAAACUCACAUGCUUCUGAGUCACUUUAAAAAGCUAACUCAGACUAUGAACUUGUAACGGAGAUGAACCCUUUUAAGCACGACGUUCUGUAUUGGUAUAGAUGAAUCCUCCCUGGAUGUAGUCUGUAUAAUUAAUCCAGAAUGCAGGAUCCAAUAAAAACUUAUUUUUAUUGGCACUGUAUUAACUUUUGUGUGUUAGAGUCAUUCACACUAGGUGAUGGUAGCACCAUAAUAUUUCUUAUACUCUUUUUUUCCCUAACUUCAACUUUUAUUUGUUACCAUAUAAUAAUAAUUUUGGUUACCGAAAAGAUUAAAGAUAAUUAUCUAAUA
Molecule: messenger RNA, 60813 nt
Organism: Pelobates cultripes (western spadefoot toad)
Lineage: Eukaryota; Metazoa; Chordata; Amphibia; Anura; Pelobatidae
Source: the annotation of a GenBank genome assembly